GGGCUGGCAAAGAGAGCGGCGGCGGCUGCCCAGCGGGUGGGUGGGCGAGCUCCACAUCCACCAUCUUUGCUCGCUCCUGCUCUCUGCUUGCAGCGCUUGGCGGGGGAGCUAGCAGAGGCCUGGCCUCGCAGGCGGCGCCCUGCCGGGGUGACUUGGUACGAAGCAAGGCUGAGGGGAAGGAUGGUGCUGGGCGCUGGCAGCGAGAGGCAGGGCUUGUCCAGCGCGGGCAGAGAAGGGAGCUGCGGCGCCAUGUGCAGUGGGAAGGGAGGGAGGCCGAGGCCAGGCCGGGCAGGACGGCAAAACGACGCCAGCCCUUUGGAACAGGCUGAGGAGCCCAGGGCAAGGAGCAAUAGGUGGGGCAAGGGAGGGGCGGCCGCCCUGAGCGCUAGGGGGCGUCCGAAAGCGCAGGGGCCGCGUAAGUGCCCCAAGGAAGGGGGGAGGCCAUGCGUAGCGACGGGCAGACGCGCACGCGCGCGCUGAUUGGACAGCGCAGCCUUCGCUGGCGCUGCUGCUGUUGCUGAACCCCAAGAGUCAGUGAGGGGGCGCGCGCGAGCGCGCACAGGGGACAGCCGCGCGGGCGCGCGUGCAGCAGCGUCGCGCGGGCGCGCGCGGGCGAGGAAAGGAGCUAGCAAGCGAAAAGAAGCUGGCAGGCAGCUGGGCUGGAGACGGAGCUGGUAGGGACCGGAGGAGCCAAGUCGGCUCUUCCCUUUGGCCCUCUGCCAGGGUGGGGGAAACAGAGUCCGACAGGUAAACUGCAGGAAAGACUUUCCUGUUCUCCCCCAAGGCGGAAACUGGUGUCUGCGGGCAGAUUCCACCCGGGCAUUGCAAGGGCGCCGCAACCCUCACCCGGAGGGCCUCUGGAAACGGGGUGGGGGUGGGGCAAGGCACGCCAGCCGGUGUCUCGGGCCUAGUGCAGAAGCCGGGUGGUGGCAAAAGGCGGCCGGGGUGGGGGCGGGGGCGGAAGAGGAUGAAAGAUCCAGAAGCCUUUGCUGAAGCGAUCCCUGCUCAGCAGCUGCAGAUCUCUGAGAGGCGGGGGCGAGGAGGUAGGGGGAGAGUGCGAGGAGCCAGGCCAGGCCAGGCCUGCUCUGCUGCGCUCCCUGCAACCAGCAGCGGCAGGAUGGAUGCUGCGCUAUUGUGAAAGGCGACAUUAGGCUGCACCGCUCAGGAGGCAAUGUUGCCUGGGUAGCUGCGGGCCGGUGGAAGAGGCAUGCAGCCGGCUCGGUGCAGGCUCUCUGCGGCCCCAGAACCAGGAGCGGGAGGCGUUUGCUGGGCCUCUGCCGCCGCCGCCGCCGCCGCGGAGGAGGAGGAGCAGCAGCAGCAGCAGCAGCAGUAGAAGUGGCUGCCAUUUUGGAGAACAAGGCCCUGGAGGGUUUGCCUGACCCCAUUGUUGCUGUGUUUGCUUCACAGGUUGAUGCCCGGCGCACAGGAUGGAUCAGGCCUGCGAAGUGAGCAGGAGGGGCUACCUGCCCCCCUUCGCCAGCCCUUUGGCGUUAGAUGUGCCGGAGAACGGGGACGGCCCUUACGGGGGGGAGGGUCAGAGCCGAAGCCCCGAGCCACCUAAUGGGUGCACCAUGCAGUCAAAGGCUGCUGCUGCUGCUGCUGCCUAUGGCCCAAACCCUUCCCCCUGCUACAUCCCGCUGCGCAGGCUGCAGGAUUUGGCCUCCAUGUUCAGUGCCGAAUAUUUAAAUGGCUCAAAAGAUGGCUCUGAUUGUUUGCAGGAAGUUGAAAGGAGCGACUCCAGCGCCGAGCUCUGCGAUUCUUCAGUGUUAACCGACUCAGAAGACUUCACCCGGCAUGACUCGGCAAGACUACUGGAUUUUGAUUCCAUCUCUCCUUGCUUGGAGGACGACCCGGAGGUGGAUUCCGAAACAUCAUUCCUAAAAGCAGAUGAAAGCCCAGAAGAGGAAACUGAGUUUAUGAUGGAGGACAGAGACACCGGCACCUACAGUGAGGAGGGAGAGCCCGAGGAUGGAAUGGAACUGAUUGAGGAGAUCCAAGGAGGACGCUCCAUAGAAAUUAGACACAAUGAGACAAUGUCUACCUUGUUCCCAAUCGGCUUUCCUCGAGAGCAAAUACAAAGUAACACUUGCAAAGAGGCUGCAGUAGGAAAUAGAACUGAAAAACUAGACCUGCGCCCAGUGUCUUAUUUUCCUGGAGAUACAGAUUUAAAAACAGAAAAACAGUGCAGCAUUACGAAGAAGGUAUCUGAAAAAGAAAAUCCAGCCCAAGGUCCCAUCAUACUAGGAAACUUGAUAGAAAGGCUUGAAACUUCAAUUACUGCAAAAUCAUCAUCCUCAGCAGCAGCAGCAGCAUUGCCACCUGUAAGCAGUCUUGGGGUACCCGUUAAGUUCUCUGCAAAUUUAUUUAUGGGGAAAUGUUCUACAUGGUGUUCCUCUGGUCUGUUGCUGUUACAGAGAGAGCGAGAGUUGGAGGUGGGUGGAGUUAACAGGUUGUAGAGUUUCCAUGUGUUUUGUUUCAUUUGCAAAGCAAAGUGCAGAUAAUUUAAGCAAGGUAGUUUGAACAAGAGCUUUGAAAACAAAAUGUUUUGUGGUCCUUCUGCCUGGCAUACAAUCCUAGAAGCUGACACAGUGAAAAAAAUUCCUUAUCACAGAAGCUGAAUUGAAUAUAAUUCCCCUCCACACAUUUGAAUAUAAUUCUCCUAAACACAUGACUUGUCAUCUUUCUCUGCUGGUUGUAACAAGAAUUAAGAUUUGGUAACUUUAUAAAAGUGUUUGAAAACAUGCGCCCCUCACAAACUCCUGCUCCUUAUACUUAAUUUUUGCACUGUUAGCUGAGAUGAGGUACUGUAUUAAAAAAAACCAACAACUAUGAUAGCUGGAAAGCCAAAACAUUAUUCAGACAGAAAACCUGCUCUUCAGUUUUCCUUUUCAGCAGAUUCUUAGUGGUUUUCUUUUUAAAAAAGGUUUAGUCUUUGAUUUUUGGCUGUCUUUGUAAGGUUAAUAGGGCUGUUUCCCACAAGGUAAUAGUAAGAAAAUGUGUAUACUUUUGUGCAUAUAUUUUUCUUGAUGCAUGUGCACUCUUUAGAAACUUGCUAUCAGUUGUGGCUUUUCAGUGCAUUAGUAUUACACCCACCCAUAUAUAUAUAUAUAUAUAUAUAUAUAUAUAUAUAUAGCAGCCCUUGAAAUGCACAUGCAUUGCAUUUUACAUGUGGUGUGGAAUGCAUAUGAUAAUGCGAGCAAGUGUUUACAUCUUAUGUCCUGGUAUACAUUUGCAGUUAAGAUAGCAUGUGUGAAGUUGCCUCAGUUAAAACAAAACACUCCGUUACUAAAAUGAGAUUUCAUUUAAUAGUUUAAGUGAAAAAUGUGAAGACUUGCAUUGUUUUCUGUUUUGCAGAAUGAACUGGUGCAUGCAGAGUAAUUUUUUAUGGUUCUGAAUUCUUUUAAGAGGAGAACUGAGGUGUGUUUGUUGACUUUUAAUGGUGGUGAUAAUGGCCUGGUUUGUACAUAAAGCUAAACAAAGCCAUGGUGAAAUUUCUGUAUGUUAGUGUGUGAGUACUCACAGUAAAAAAAAAUGUGGCUAGUUCUCCCUUGAUCUUCCUGAUGGUGUGCUACUGAAAUUAAGCCAUGGUUUGGCUCAGCAUUACAUCUUAAUCUGGGCUUGUGGUUUGUCUGAGGAAGAAAAACUGUGAGUCUGAAUUUGGAAAUAACGUUAAAUUAAUCUGUACCUUAAUCUCCAGGUAGUGUGGCAGUAAAAAAGACCAGGCCAUAAUUACUAUUGUGAGUGCUUGCACAUUCACACUUAGCAAUGAUUUGGCUUAGAGUUACAUGCGAACUGGGCCUACUGUAGUUUGAGAAUACCUCAAGUCAAAAGACUUACAUUCAGGUGUAACUUUGUAAAUAGUGCAUAAAGUUGUAGUCCUGUGUACAUCUACCUGGGAAUGCACACAGUGGAACUGACUUCUAAGUAAACGUGCAUAGGAUAGUGUUGUGAAAUUAUUUUCACAACGUUUGUGAAACAACAUGUUGGAAAAGUCUACUAGAAUAUUUUGUACCAUGGCAAAAAUAUAUAUGGUAUUGUAGAACUUUAAUUGUUUUGUGCAGUUACAUUAGAAUUUACCUGGCUUUGGUAUUUCAGUUACUGAGAGACCUCUUCUCAAAAUAAUGUCACUGCCAAAUGGCUCACAUCUGAUAUUAUUUCUACUGAUAGUUACUAAUUCCAGAGUAUUGCGUAAAAUAUUGCCUAAAUGCUUGUGGAGCAGAUAGCAUUGUGCAGGUGUUAAUACACAUAUGUGCACCUGAAUACUGUACAGAGAAGAAAUGGGUUGUAUCCAACUUAAUAUCUGAAUCCAUGGAACAGCUUCCAGAAGUGCAACAGAAUGUUUACUUCUUUCUCCUCCCUUACUGCAUCCUUAACCCUCUGGAGUUUUCCCCAACAUUCUGGAGUAGAUUUGGGGGUGGUGCAGGGGGAGGAGAUGGAGGGGAAAUUACGGUAUGUUGCACUCACAGGAGUCAUUCUGCAUGUGCAGUUAUUUAGCUAAAUGCAACCCAUUUUUUUUAUUAAGGAUAUUGUCCCAUUAAAGAAAUCUUAAUAUGAUCUGAGUUUAAGCCUAUUACUCUAGCAAUUACAUUUGCAUAUAUGUAAAACGAACGGUUCUGAGGCUAGCAAUGUAGGCAUUGGGUGAUAUCCAACUAAGUCAUACUCGAUGAGUAGUCUCAUGGACAUCAAUGGACUGAUCUAAGUAUGAGUAAUGUUGGAUAUCCCCUUUUGGUUUUGGAUAUUGCAUGCAUGUGUCGUAGCAAGCAUCAUCUUAGAAGAAGCAUCCCCUUCUCUCUGGGACUAAAGUGAGAAUACCUCUUAAGUGGUGCUAUAAAAAAUAAUAAUCUGCAUGAUUGAUUGGGGCCCCAGUGAGGCCAUAAGUGAUAUCAGAGCACUUUGCAGAUAGUUCUACUUACCGUGUUUUUCGUUCCAUAGGACGCUCCGUCGCAUAGGACGCACCUACUUUUUUGGGGGGGAAAUAAAGGGGGAAAAAUUUCUUUUAUUUCCCCCCCAAAACCAGGUCGGGGAACAGUGGGAUGGCGGCGCUGCGCCUCCCCGCUGUCCCCCAAGCUUGUGGGGCUGGCCGAUGUCUGCCCGGCGCGAGGGGCGCUCUGCUUCAGGGCGCCCUGCGCGUCGGGCGGCAGGCUGCUAUCCGCAGCGUGGGGAGCCCUGCGGGAACUCCCGCAGGGCUCCCCAUGCUGCGGAUGUCUGCCCGGCACGAGGGGCGCUCUGCUUCAGGGCGCCCCACGCGCCCGGCAGCAGGCUGCGGACACCUGCGCGAAGCACGGGGCGUCCUCCAAAGGGCGCCCCAUGCUCCGCGCUGCAGGCUACCACCCGCAAGCCGUAUGCGCCCGGGGGGCGUUCCCCCGGGCGCGCAAGGCUUGCGGACACCUGCGCGAAGCACGGGACGUCCUCCGGAGGGCUCCCCGUGCUCCGCGCUGCAGGCUGCCGCCCGCAAGCCUUGCGCACCCGGGGGAACUCCCCCCGGGUGCGCAAGGCUUGCGGAUAGCUUCCUGGAGCCUGGAGAGCGAGAGGUGUUGGUGCGCACCGACGCCUCUCGUUCUCCAGGCUUCAGCGAAAGCCUGCAUUCGCCCCAUAGGACGCACACACAUUUCCCCUUCAUUUUUGGAGGGGGAAAAGUGCGUCCUAUAGGGCGAAAAAUACGGUAAUAACAGAAUCAGUUUUACUUCCAAAAUUCAUUAUUACAUUGAGUUACAGUUGAAAUGAACAACCAUUAUAAAACAUUUUCGAAGUGUAUGGCAUCUAGUUUCUGUUAGGAGUUUUGUUGUUGUUGUUGUUUUUAGUUGUCCAGAAUUCUUUUGAUUCUCUCAUCGUAUAAUGGCUUUUUAAUGCAAAUAUUAAAAAAAUAGAAUGCUGGUGCAUAAAUAUUGAUGGGAAAUGCCUUUCUUGAAAGGGGGUAUUUGGAAAUCAGACCUUUUUUUUGUAAGGCGUGUAAAGAUGGAAGAGAGGUUACCGAAAGAAUGACAUCAGAAAAUCUCAGAAAAUAAUUUUGUUUGUGGUUAUUUCAUAAUUCAGGUCUUGCAACAGUCUCUGAGCAAUGGGUCCAUUCAAGGUUUAAAAGCAAGCAAGAAAAUGCUGUUGGCUACUCUAGUGUCUGAGGCUCUUGUGUCAGGGAUGGUUUAAGCCAAGGGAGCUAUUACAGAAAUACCUUAAACAAUAAUUCUAUGACUAAUUUUGGUUACGUUUUAAAUUAUUGUUCUUUGAAAUUAGCUCAAGUAAUCCAGUGAUCCUAUUAUCGCAUGUUAUUUCAUUAUUGUAGCCAUAACAUUCAUGUGUAGUUCUCAUAGAUGACCAUUGCAUCUUUGCAAGCUGCUAAAACCUGUAUUCAUUUUGGGGGUUAGGUUUCUCUCCCACCACAGUUGAAUAGAUCUUCAAGUUCCAACACCAUGAAUCAGUAUCUAUUGUGUUCUCAAGCACUCUUCUUCUAGGGGUGAGAGCACAUGACAAUUCAUGGUGUGAUUAUUGCAAGAUAAGAGUUAUGUAUGAGCUUCUAUGCCCAUCAGUUGGUGCUGCUUGCAUGUGAUGUAGUUAAAAUGGAUAAAAAUUAAUGAGCUAAGAAUAGUAAUAAUUAAAUAUUGUUGCAAGAGCUCCCACUAGCACAGUUGGGCUUUCCCUCUCCUCCCCCAACACUCCCUCUCCACCUCCCCCACAUCCGUUCUAAAGAGUCAGGAGAACCUUCAGAACACCCCAUGGGAGAAGAGGGGUAUUGUUUCAUCUGACAAGUAAAGAUACUUGCACUGAUGGAAUGAUCAGAAGUGUGGGAUUUUGAAUUGCUCCCUGUAAGUUUCUCUUUUUAGAAGUAGCCUAGUAUAAUCAGACUAAAAAAAGCAAGUUAAUCCUACAAUUAUUGGCUCCAUCCAGCUAUCAGAUCAUACCAUAGUUUGUUGUGACAUGGGCAUCCUAUGGCGACUCUCAUACAUUUCUCUUCUUCCUUCCUUUCUUUGGGGUGUAUGGAGGAUUAAGGCUUCCAUUGCAUUUUGAAACAAACUUUAGCUUCUCAUUUCAUCUGAAUAUGGAAAAUAGGUUCGUAUAAUAUCGCACAAUCGAACUCUGGCUUGCUAUGAUUUGUGCAAACCACACUCUCCCAUGUGCUUCAAAAACUGGGAAAAUACAGCUUGCUUCAAAAAGCAAGAAAGCUUCCAUUAGACACAUGAGGAAAGGGAGGCUUGAAAUGGUGCAUCUGCAUUUCCAAAAACUCUGGUUUGUUGCAGUUAUUAUUAUUUAUUAGAUUUCUUCCCUGUUUUUCACCAUGAGGUCCCAUGGUGCAUUACAACAAUUUUAAAAAUACAAUAUUAAAAUAAUUUAAAACAAAUUAUAGUCAGUGGAAUAUAUUGUAAAAUUUCUCAGGUGUCAAAGGCCGGGGUUAAGAGGUGCAUCUUCAGCAUAUGAUGAUAACCACAAAAGUAGGGUGUCAGAUGCACUUUUGUGGGGAGAGCCUUCCACAGUUUAGGGGUUGCCACAGAGUGUGCCCUCUUCUGAGCUGUCAAUCUCCAAACUUGUGAGGGUGACAGAACUACCAAGAGGGCCUCCUCUGUCAAUCGUAAUGCCCAAGGGGGUCUGAAUGGAAAACUGCCUCAAAAUUGAUAGGGCUUUAUACUGAGUUAGGCAAGCAACACAAAUGCAAAUAAAGAAUCACAUGGAAUACUGCUGUUAAUGGCCUUGAUGCUAGGGGCAAAGAACUAGCAGGUCAUCACAGGUGAUGUUUGCCAACCUUUGACAUCUGAAGAUGCCAUCCUGUUUAUGGCUAAGAUACUUCUGUAUCCUGUAAUUAUAUUUUUCCCCAUACCAAAUUAUGAAUAUUUAUAAACAAGGACAUUUCCUUUUCAUCUUAUGAAAAUGAACUGCUCUUCCCAUAACUACCAGCACUUUUGACAUAUGAAAUUGGGGAGGGGGGAGGAAAUCAAAUAAGCAGUGCAUCAUGUAUCAUUUUAUAAAAUUAUGAAAAAUAUCGAGUGUAUAUAUAAUUAUACAAAGUAUUUAAUUAGACUGUUGAUCCUAGUUGUAAGCCAACAUGGACAAAUUAUUAUACAUUACUUUUAAAAAUAUAUGAAGCACCAAUGAGAAACUACAAUCAGAAAUUUAAACUGGCCUUUUUGUGAUUUAAAACACAUUUAUUUAAAUUAGUCCACCCUUGAUGUAAUGAAAUAGCUGGAAUGUAGGCCACAUCGGGCACCGGUGUAUCAACCCCAACUGGACUCAAACCACAAAAGGUAGCAGCAAAAGGAAGAGUUCUUGUUCUUUCUUACUGUUAUUUUUUUAGUGUGAAACACUUUUUUUAAAAAAUUGCCCUGCUAAUGGAAGUUCCAAAGCAAGUGCAAUUCAUUGGAAAGGCUGCGAGAAAGUAGUUUAUGACAGCCCUGUAGUGUAGUUCACGCUGAAUACUGAAGGCUAGGCUCUCAGCCAUUUACAUCAACUUGUAGUCCUGAGGUAUUAGACGCCUAACACCUCAGGGAAAUCGGAAAGAGUAGCUUACAACAACCAUGCAGUAAGGUAUACCUCUGUUGCAAGCAGUGAUAGAAAUUAGCCAGGCGUCAAACACAUUUUGCAACUGACAUGGGUCCAAUUGCAACCACUUGGAGAUCUUUGGAUGCCAGGUUGGCGACUGGGGAAAACAAAACGUCACUUAGAGAAAGAUCUGAAAUAUUUUUCCUUGAAGCUUGAAUUUGUUUUAUUCUGGAUUGUUUUGUUUUAUGUUUUAAUAUGUUGUAAACCACUUUGAGAUUUGUUUUUUAAACUAUAAAGUGAUAUAUAAAUGAAGAUGAUAAUAUUAAUAAUAAUAAUAAUAAUAUUAAUAAUAGUAAUAAUAAUAAUAACGAUAAACUGCAUUGCAGAAAAGAAGAAGAAGAAAGGCACCUAGACAUUCCAUUGUGGUGACCGUCACCUAGGUUUAAGGUGCCAUUUGGCGAUUAGAUUAUAUAUCUGAGUUGCUAACACUGGUUGCACGUUGGAAUGCUAUGCUGAGAGAGAAAAGCUUACAGCAGCUCUGCAAUGUAGCCUGCUGUUAAUAUUGGAAGGUCAGAAGUGAAGCUGAAGCUUGUUUGGAUUCCCAGUCAAAAGUCCCCUAUACCUCUCUGGUUGCAGUACAGGUUGAUGCAUUAAAUUGCCCCCUUCGAUCUCCUUCCAGUCAAAUCAGCCACUCAGUUGCAUUCAGAAGCCUCAUUGGCUUGCGUGAACACUGCUUGUACUUUUAAAUGUUUAAAACCCAAAAUCAUAAAUUUAAGUUUUGUGCAUGAAGCAAGAGAUAUCAUUUUAACUUUUCUUUUUCUGAGAUUCUUCAGCCACAUGCAUAGAUAACAUGCACAUGUAAGAUAUAUACUGCAGCAUUUAGUCUGUAGUGACAUAUGGAAGUUCUGUUAAGCCCACUUUACUUUUUAGAGAUUUGCUAAUCUCUAUCAAGGGCGCUAUAUAUUACCGUAUUUUUCGCUCUAUAACACGCACCCGACCAUAACACGCACGUAGUUUUUAGAGGAGGAAAACAAGAAAAAAAUAUUCUAAACGAAACAGUGGAUGUAUGAUUUUUGUGGUUCAUGCUGUGGCCACAGACAUGUGAUCUGACAGUGAGUUUGGAGUAGCCCAAUGCAAAAAUCCUGAGGAUCCAUGUGGAUCCAUGUUUGUAACCACGUUUUUGCACCACUGCGGCCCCACGAAACAGUGCGUGCGUGAUUUUUUUGGUGCAAGAUGUAGCCAUGGACAUGCUAUGUGAUCUGAUGGUGAAUUUGGGGUGACCCAGUGCAAAAAUCCUGAGGAUCCAUGUGGAUCCGUGCUUUGUAACCACGUUUUAAGUGGGGAAGGAAGGAAAAGCACUCAAGGGACAAGGAGCACGCGUGGGGUGGGUGGAGAAGGAUGCUGCUAAUAAUGAAGAAGAGGGGUUUAAGGGGAGAAGAAGCACGUGUGGGGUGGGUGGAGAAGGAUGCUGCUAAUAAUGAAGAAGAGGGGUAUAAGGGGAGAAGGCUCCUCUCCUCUCCCACUUUGCUCCUAUAAAGAAGCAGGCUCUCUGUCCCUCUCUCUUCCCCACUCAGCGGCUCUUCUCCCACUUUGCUGUUUCAAAGCGAGCCACUGAGGAGGGAAGGAAGGGGAACCAUGGAUCCUCUGCUCACGACUGCAGCAGAUCCCCCCCGCCACCCGUAGGCAUUUCCUCCAUAACACGCACAGACAUUUCCCCUUACUUUCUAGGAGGAAAAAAGUGAGUGUUAUGGUGCAAAAAAUACGGGACCUUAUCCCCCUCCCCCCAGUGAAACUGGCAGUCUUCUCAGUAGUGUUCAUUUGUAGCAGAACUAAUGGUCCUAAUUUAACCCAAAAGCUUUAACCAGAAUAGUCUGCCACAUGCAGAAGGACAUUUUGCAGUACAGUCCCAGGCAUGUUUCCUCAGAAGUAUCAUUUAAGUUCAGUGGGAUUUACUUCCUGGUAAUUGAUUUUAGCAUUGCCGCCUUAAUUCAAUUUAUUUCAAUGGGCUUAGGCCGUCCAGCUGCAUCUAGGAUAGCAGUUGAUUUAUUGGUGGGAGGCAAUUUUAAUUUAUGUAGACAAAUGAUGACCAGUAGAUCAGAGAGUUUAUCUUUGUUUAUUUUUUGGAGGUUCCAAUGUGUUACUGUUCAUAGAAAAUAAUAUAUUUGUUUCUUUGUUUCUUUCCAACAAUGAAUAGUAGCUUUUGCUAACUUAUUAGUUGCCUCACAUUUCUUUCAAAAGCUCAAAUAGUAUCUGUCUCAAGGUUUUGCUUACACUCACAUGUAAACAGCUACAGAAUUUUAACUGACUGAAAUUCAGUCAGUGGAUAAUCUUAGUUCAUACCCUUUAGAAUCCCAGAUCAGCAACAAAUACUCCCAGAGCCAAAUCCAUCCCCCUACGGAAUACUCUCUGAUCCCAGCCUUGACCCCCCCACUCAAGUUGCCAACUUGGAAGCUAUAAAAGAUGUAUGGAGAAAAUUGCAGUUGUGGCUGUGGAGGUGAAGUAGGAUUUACCCUCUGUCACUACAUCCAAACUAUAUCAUUAUUACAAAAUUUAUUACCCUCCCCUUUACCAGGAGGUCCCAUGGAAGGUUGUAACAUGAACUAUGGUCAGAAGAAUAGGAUGAGUCCUGAAAAGAUAUACCUCAAGUGUCAAAGGCCAGGAUAAAGAGAUGGGUCUUCAGCGUGUCAGGUGACAGUGCUGGAUCCAGGAGUACAUCCAAGCUUCCUUCCUCCUUCUAAGGAAGUGCAGACCCAUCAGAAAAGGUGGGCUUUCCACCUCCUGGACUUGAGAACACAUAGCACUUUGUUUCACAAUUUCACUUUGUUGUCCCCCAUGCAGCUCAUCACUGCCUCCAAACACCUGUCUUGAUGUCUCAGCCAGCUCUUCUGAUACAGAUGGGAAUGAGAGAGCGCUCUGGGUGUCAUUCAUAUAUUGGUGACACGUCACUCCAAAACAUCUGAUGACUGGUCCUAGUGGCUUCAUAUAGGUGUUAAAUUGCAUGGGUGAUAAGAAGUAUAGUGCCCCAACGACCACUUCCUUGAGCUAUUCCAGAAGGAUGCUAUGGUCAAUGGUAUCAAAAGUCACCAGAAGGUCAAAAAGAAUGAGCAGGGUUGCAUUCUCCCAAUCCCUCUCCCGACAAAUGACAUCAGCCAGGGCAGUUUCAGUGCCCUGACCAAACAAUGGCUUGUUGCUGAUUAGGAUUUUAAAAAUGGUGUUGUUAAAGCCAUUAAUUUGGGGGGAAACUAUCUGAAAUUAUUUACAGUACAACAGGCAAUCCCUGCUGCUGCAGAUUGGUGAGUUACAUUAAACUUCUAUGUCACAUAUAACCAUAAACUGUAGCAUAAUUUGUGAACAAGUUCUGGGAUGUACUUGACAGAUGCAGUCCUUGCUAGAGGCCAAUUACUUUCCUUUUAGGGAUAUUUCUUUUCAGGGAGAAAUAAGCUUGGCUCUUGGAGGUGGUGGUGGUGUCUUUGUAUGGAAAGAUCCCUUGCUUGUCAAGAAGCAAUAAGGUACGUCAUACUCAAUCGGGAUGAACACUUCUAAGGAUGAAGGGUGACCAUGUUUUUUUAAAAAAGAAACCUAAUGACAGAACUUUCAUAAGUGGUAAUUAUACGAAGUAAACAAGCAGUAGUGAAGUAUCGAUCAUGCCUGCGCUUUCUUUCAUAGGUUAUUUAGAGGAGGCUCCUUUUCCAAUUGAUUAGUUAUUACUAACACUACUACACAGUAUUCAUUAGUGUUUUAAGUUUCUUCACGAUGCUCUUAUCUUGCAGUUGUGUAAAGGGAGAUAUUAUCAGUGAGUUGCUGCAUCCUUUAAAUUGGCUCUUGAAUGUCUGUGUGCCUCACUGUUCAGAAAUGUGAUUGAUUUCAUAGUACAAUUAGGUGGCAGGAAUGUAUGCCUUUGAAGAGAAAGGAAACAUCUUGCAAAACCAGGAGUGAGGAACCUCAGGCCCAGGGACUCAAUACAGCCCUCCUGGCCUCUCUGUCUGGCCUUUGAGACUCUUCCUAGGCCAUGCCCCACCCUUGAGGCCCCACCUGUUACUGGCCCUGCCCCACGAUUGCCUUACUGGAAUAUGUUCUAGAUAAUGUAAUUUGCUCGCUCGGUUGGAUGGAGAGGUGGUUGUGGAUGUGUAGAAAUCCACAAUUCGUGCUUGGCUGGAAUGUAGCCUAUUGAGGUGUAAGAGUCAUUGUAUGUGUUACACAGAGCAGAUUUAGAGAGGAAAGGGGGAAACCCCUGUAGCAUACAAGGAAAUCCUUGUACUGAUGGGACAUCGUAGUUGACUACCACCCAUAGGGAUUAUUAUUAUUUAUUUUUUGUUUAUUAAAUUUGUCAGUUGCUUCACCUGGCCCAGGACAACCCAAAGUGUCUUACAACCCAACAAAUGGACAGUAAAUCACACAUAGAUACAUUAACACCAAGAGGAAAGAGAACUACAACAAAAACUUCUCACCCACUUUUUAAAGGCCAAAGAUAGUGUAAGGCCAAAGGCCUAGUUAUAGAGGAAAGUGUUGGCCUAGUGCAUUAGUAACCUGGUCAUAGCUGGAUGCCUUCUAUUCCAUUUUGAUAGCAUUGGUUAAGGCUUCAGUUGCAGUGAGAGAAGACCAGAUUGUGCCAUAGCUCAUCAAAUAGCGCUAUAAGACAGGGCUACUCUGUUUAAUAUGUACUUUGAUAAGGAAUAUUACAGUGGUGCCCCGCAAGACGAAUGCCUCGCAAGACGGAAAACCCGCUAGACGAAAGGGUUUUCCGUUUUUGAGUUGCUUCGCAGGACGAAUUUCCCUAUGGGCUUGCUUCGCAAGACGAAAAUGUCUUGCGACUCUUGAGAUUUUUUGUGCGCGUCCCCCCCCCUUUAUCUAAUCCGCUAAGCCUUUAAUAGCCUUUAAUAGCCUUUUAGCAGCUAAUCCGCUAAGCCUUUAAGCCUUUAAUAGCCGCUAAACCGCUAAUAGCGCUAAUCCGUUAAGCCGCUAAUAGGGUUGCUUCGCAAGACGAAAAAACCGCUAGACGAAGACUCUCGCGGAACGGAUUAAUUUCGUCUUGCGAGGCACCACUGUAUCAGCUAUCUUGAAGCUGUAAAUAUUAGUAGUUGUGUGAGUUGAGAAUUUCAGCUUAUUUGAGAAAUAAGGGUUCUGUAUCUGAGAGACAAAACUGAAAAUUAUUAAAACUACAUUAUGUACUGCUAUUUAGGUACUGGAGCAUAUACUAUACACUCCUUGUAAUAAAAUCACCUGAAAGCCAUGCUUGUCAUGCGAACAGGUUUUGCAUUUCCUGGUUUAUCUUGUGUUCUGGAUAGAAUUAAUGAUGGGCUAACACAAAGCUCUACAUCUUGGAGACUAUCAUGCUGAUAAUCACUUGUCAAUUGGAUAUUGUUGUGGAAAGUAAGGAGGCAACUAUUCAGGGACUAGUUGUUUUUCAUGUUUGGAAAACAGUAAAAUGUUAUUUGAAAAUAAAUAAACAGGAGAACUUUGCUGCAUUGAAAAUAUAGGAAGUGUGUCAUAGAAAGUGCAAUAACAAUAAAGAUACCAGAUGCUGAAAAAACUUAUUUGCUAACCAAACAGAUAAAUAUUUUAAAUAAUUAAUAGUACAUAUUGAUUGAUACUGGGGAGAAACAACCCCGUUUCCUAACUUCUAUGAUGAGAAUGUUUUGGAAAUUAUUUUAUUAAUUUUUAUCUAACCAAAUUUCUCAUUUCAUUGCAUUGCAUUGCAUUUAGUUACAAUAAGCAUGGCCUUUUUGUCUGGAGCAGGGGGCACUAUGAGAAAGGUACCGUACAACAUUAUGGGGAAAGUUUAAAAAGAGAUUUAACAGCAAUCAUAAUAGCCUGAACAGUCUUUCUAAAUUAACACAACCUUCUUUUGAGAUGUUUUUAAAUGAAACAAUGAUAUGCUAUAUAACAAAGGAUAGGAGGAGAUUAUUUACUUAAAACGUUAACACCAUACUGAACUUCAGGAAGCGGUAAUUUCUUUAUCAGUACAAUGUAAAUGGAGACAGUGCUUCUAGAAAUCUAUUUUGUUUAUAUCCUGUUUCUUUUUAUGUUGAAUAAUAUCCCCAUUUUGACAUGGCUAAUUCUCAAAGUUUAUUUAUCCAAUAUUUUGAGCAGACAACAUACUUGCUGUGACUAUCAUGGAAGAAGUUAAUUUUCUGUUUUCUCUGUUUAUUGAGAUGUAUAAUUUAACAACAGUAAUAGGGAAUCUGAUAGUACAGUGGUGCCUCGCAAGACGAAAGUAAUUCGUUCCGCAAGUUUUGUCUUCUUGCGAGUUUUUCGUCUUGCGAUGCACGGUUUCCCAUAGGAAUGCAUUGAAAAUCAAUUAAUGCGUUCCUAGGGAAACCGACUUCAGACCAGGUCCGGGGACAGUCUGUCCCCCGACCUCUUCUGAAGGCGGGGGGGGGGGGGACAAGGGCUUUUCUUCCCACCCACCCCAGCAUUUUAAAAUCCCGCGGGACCGCGGAGGGCUUCUCCGCUGUCCGGGGCGAUCUUUAAAUGCUGGCGGGCGGCAUUUAAAAUUGCCCGGGACAGCGGAGGACUUCUCCGCUGUCCGGGGCAAUUUAAAGCCCCUGGGAAGGCAGGCAGGGGGACAAAGACUUUUGCCCCCCGCCAGCCUUCAGAAGAGGUCUUCUGAAGGUUGGCGGGGGGCGAAAGUCUUUGUGCCCCCCCCCACCUGCCUUCAAAAGCUGUCCAGCCAAGGCUUCGCGGACCUCUCCGCAAGCAGCGGCAGCACUGCCGCUGCUUGCGGAGAGUUGCCGGCAUGCCGAAGCCUGCGCGCGCUGAGAUCAGCGCGCCCAGGCUUCGCGGACCUCUCCUGCCUUCAAAAGCCGUCCGGGAUAGCGGGAAGCGCUUCCCUGCUAUCCCGGACUGCUUUUAAAAUGCUGGCGGUGGGGAGCAAAGCCUUUCGGCCCCCGCCAGCCUUCCUGGACCUCUUCUGAAGGCCGGAGGGGGGGGGAAGGCUUUGCUCCCCACCGCUAGCAUUUAAAAGAGGUCCCCGGAGAUUUCCCUAUGGGCUUUCGUCUUGCGAAGCAAGCCCAUAGGGAAAUUCGGUUUGCGAAGCGCCUCCAAAACGGAAAACCCUUUCGUCUAGCGGGUUUUCCGUCUUGCGAGGCGUUCGUCUUGCGGGGCACCACUGUAUUCAUAGAGUAAUGUUUUAGAUAUUACAUCUUGUGCCUGUUUACUCAUACAGUUGUUAACCUGUUCCGAUUCAUAAUUAUUAUUCAAUAACAAAGGAUAAAUUUUGGAUAAAUGAUCUUUAACUUUAUAAAAAGUCUCAAGUUUUGUUAAAUUCCUUAACUUCCAAAUUUCAAAACAACAUGGUUCAAAUAAUUUUUUUUAAGAAAAGGUUUCGAAACAACCUCCCCUUUUUGAAAAACACUGAACCGUGCCAAAUCCUCUGGAUAAUUUCAGGGUUGGAUUGCUGCAAUUGCUGUGUUGGGCUAUCCUUGAGGUUGAUGUCAAGGCUUUAGUCAGUAGAGAACAUGGUGACUGGGUUAUUUGUGGGGACAAACUACUGCCAGAUAACAACAUAACACAAUUCUCACCAUGAAAAUUCUUCCAGAUUUGUCAGAUCUUCUAAUUCCUAAUAUAGAAAAUCAUAAUAAUUUAUGUAGAAUUCAUAUAAUUCAUUAGUGUCCUUACUACUCAGAUAUCAUACAGAUUUUUAUUUGUAGCUUUAUGCAAAUUAUUUUCUUACUUUUUAAAAAUCUGUUUUAUAUCCUUUUGCUUUAUCUUUAUAUCCAGCUAAUGAGCUAUAAUCAGAUAUUAGCCUUCUAGUCCUGCCAAAGACUGAACUGAAUUUGAUGGGGAUAUUUCUGUGUCUUGUUCAUGUGUUACUAUUCAUAGGAACAUAGGACGUUCCUUAUACAAUGUUAGACAACUUAUUCCAUCUGUUCCAGAGCACUGUCUAUGACUGGCAGCAGCACUCCAGGGCCCUGGUACCUUCCAGAUGUUGUGGACCAGGCAUAGGCAAACAUGACCCUCCAGAUGUUUUGGGACUACAACUCCCACCAUCCCUAGUUAACAGGACCAGUGGUCAGGGAUGAUGGGAAUUGUAGUCUCAAAACAUCUGGAGGGCCGAGUUUGCCUAUGCCUGUUUUGGACCAUCAGCACAGCCCUUCUGAGUGGGCCCAAUGGGAGCUGUAGUCCAAAACACCUGUGGGGCAACAGGUUGGCAAAGGAUGAUCUAGAAACCUGUUGCUUACAAAUGAAAGAAAGGAAUUCUGUCAUAGGUGUGGGUCUUGCUUUCUUCACGGUAAAGAAAUGGGAGGAUAUUUUACACAUUGGUAUGUGUGAGUAUUCAAAUGCUUGGACUGUGUUCAACACCAAAUGAUUUUGUAAGGAGAAACCAUUUUGCUGUAAUUAGGAUAUGUAUUUUUGGGAAUGUGGGACAACAGAAGGUGUGUUGUUCAAUGUCUCUACCCUUUAUAAAGAGGGAUAUUGAAUGCUGUGCAGAUAUAGCAGAUAGCUUUAUAUGCAGUAUAGCAAACUGCAUUUCGUUCUGCGUUAAGUAGGCUAGGUGAAGUCCUCUAAUUACAUGAAUGCUGUUAAGAUUUAACAGUAAAUUAAAUCACUUGUUCAUACUUUCGCCAUUACAACCCACCCUCCGCCCGAACAUACACUAUUACAUAGAUUCAUUACAAAAUGAUCAAAAUCUUAUCUUUCGUUUUGCUUCUGAGAAUGUUCUGUAAUUGAAAGAAUUGGAUUGUACACAUAAUUCCAGUACUUUCCCCACAGGGCUGUUAAUGAAAUCACAUCUGCCUAUAAAGGCAGCAAAGAACCACCAUGGCUUUAGAGUGCUGUGAGAGUCAGGGCCUCAUCCCUCUUACGACUGUGCUUUUUUAUUUUAGUAGGAUGAUGCAUAAUACUGUCCCAUAGUGGGAGGGGUUAGAGUGGGUGGGAGGGGUUAGAGUCUGACAUCCUCUCAGAUGGGAGCUGGAAAUUUUUGACUAGGGGGAGAGCUGUGUAGAUGAUAACUCUGGUGGAGUCCUGGACUAAAUUUGGUAUUGGUACAGUAUCAGGCUGCCAGUAUUGUUGGGGGGGGUGUAUAUUUUCCUGGGGACUUGUUGGAAUAGGUAAGUGUUGGAGAUUGUGUUAGUGUUUUUGUGUGUGAGAGAGAGUUUGGUUAAAUGUGUGCAGGUGUUUGAUGAUUGGGAAGAUAGGGCUCUGUUAGUUGAUGUGGAAUUUGUGUGCGUAUUUGAGUAAAUGGGACCAUAUUUUAUGGUUAUUUAUGUUCCAUAUGCUGUAUUAUACUUUGUAAUAUAUUAUAUACUGUACCUUCUGCUUAUCAGUGGUUUCUGAAUGAACCACCUGAAAAGCAGGUGGGGGGAAGGGUUUCUGGAUGUGGCAGGGCUCAGGUGGUGGGUGAUGCAGGAAAGGAACAUUCUUCCUGCAUUCUCUUGGAUUUCUCACUGUGUGCUGAGAAAAGGGAGCCCCUUCAGCAGCACAUGGCAAGGAAAUGCAGAGACAGAGAUCUGUGUGUGGCAUUGGCUCCACCCACUUUCAAUUUGGUAUCACCUUGUGUUGGCACAUGACUUCCAUAAUGUUGCUGACAAGGGAAUACAGUUCAUCACUUGAGCUGGAAACUAUUCCCCACCAGUAGGUGACCUAAAAACAAGUCUCACUGUGUCAAAUGGACCUUACACCCAAGCAUAUGUGUGAAGGUUGCAGUCAAUAAAACUUAUUCCCAUCCUUCAUCUCCCAGCCCUAUUCCUUUACCUUUGCUAUGGGUUUUAUUGACUUUGCCUAUUUUCCCACCCUUUUGUUGUGUCCUCCGUUUCCCACUUUCUUCCUGCCUUCACCCCAUCAGCAUUUUCCAUAUUGACUUCCAUUUGCUGUAAGGAAACAGGCAUGUUAGUUCUGGGGGAACGAAAUUAAUAAGUGGACUUGUGAAAUGCAAGCAGCUCUUUUUCUGGAUCAUCCCAUGUGAAACAUUCCAGUUUACACAGUCAGCCUUUCUGCCUAAACUGAGUGCCCUGUUUGCAAUGUGUGGUUUGCACUCUGGUUCUUCCCUUCUGCUGUCUCCAUACCCUGAGCACUUGGUAUCUCACCAUUGCCUGUGAAACAUCCUUAUGGUUCAGAGCCAUAAUGAGCUAAAAUAAAUACUUUUAAUUUAUUUUAUAUGGCCACAACAUUAAUUAAAUACAACUGCAGUCAUACCUUGGUUGUCGAACACCUCAGUACUCUGACGUUUUGGCUCCCGAACGCCGCAAACCCAGAAGUGAGUUUGCGAACGUUUUUUUUUUGGAAGCCGAAUGUCUGACGUGACUUCUGCAACUUCCGAAUGAGUGCAGGAAGCUCCUGCAGCCAAUUGGAAGCUGCGCCUUGGUUUUCAAACUGUUACGGGAGUCAAAUGGACUUAUGGAACGGAUUGAGUUCGACAACCAGGGUAUGACUGUACUGUAUUUCACAAACACACUACUAGGUGUGAACAGAACAGAGUUCAUGCCCUCUGAAGCAGGGCUGGCAAACCUGCAGGCCAUAUAUACCCCUGCCCCAGACAUUUUCAGUAGCUCACAGAGAGCUCUUGGCAUUUGCCCUCCCCCUUUAAUUUUUUUAUUUUAAAAUCACAAGUCAGUGCUGUUUGUGCCUAGGAGACCUUCCCUGCUGAGUAACUCAAGUGGUAGUGUUAUAUUCACUGUCGCUUCUUGGUUCUGUAAUACCAAAAUUUGUUUUGAAGGGCAGGAUGCAGUCCUCUUGACCUAGCACAGCCAUGGUUCAGGCCCUCUGCCUGAAAUAUGCAGGGGGAAAUAGGACUGGGCUUAACUAUUUUUAUAAGGUAGUAGUGAAGAUUGAUGAGAUAAUGUGGAUUAAGCACUUUAACAAUUAAGGCACUGUGCAAAUGUUGUUGUUAUUGAGAGACCUGGAGAACACCUGAAUCAUAGCUACAGUUCUGUUUCAAGUACAGUAGAACUAAUCUCCUCCUCAGCCAAAAACACCAAAGCAAAACUCUCACAGAAAGGGGUGGGGAGGUGCCAAGGCCAUUUAAAGCCAUUCUUUGGAUUGCUAGGGAACUAGAAAGCGCCUGUAAUCUUCCCAUCACUUUCUUAAUGAGCAAGGAGCAUCACAGUUGUUAAUGAGAUGGAGAAAAACUACAGAAAUGAUAUUCGCUGGAGACAGAACCCUAGUGUUAAUUUGCGCAAGCAUGUGAUUUAUUCUGCUGCUUCCAAUGAGACCAGUGGAGCUGAAAACCGCUUUAAAGUGGCUUUAUGAAAAAGAUAGUUAUUGGAUAUGUGCAAUAAUUAAGACUAUUAAUAGUAUGACUGUUUCAAAAGGGAGCUUUUGGCUGAGCUUGAUAUGUCUCUGCCAUGACUGAGCGCUUGUGAAUUUAAUAUAAUUUGUUUAGCAAUUUCUUCACUUAGUGUGAUCAUCUCUAUAAGCUACCUUACAAGGAGAACUGAAAAUUAGAAUUUCAUCUGUGUUUAUGUGUUGGGUUUUGAAAUGUAGGAAGUGAAUGUGUGUUCCAAAGAAAGAGGUCUCUCAAUAAGACGCAAUGACCGGUGGGGGUUUAAAUUCUUUUUUAAAAAAAUAUUUCAUUUUUUUAUUUUUCUUAACUCUUAACUUUUCUUGAGAGUCCCAUGGACUGCAAGAAGAUCAAACCUAUCCAUUCUUAAGGAAAUGAGCCCUGAGUGCUCACUGGAAGGACAGAUCCUGAGGCUCCAAUACUUUGGCCACCUCAUGAGAAGAGAAGACUCCCUGGAAAAGACCCUGAUGUUGGGAAAGAUUGAGGGCACAAGGAGAAGGGGAUGACAGAGGGCAAGAUGGUUGGACAGUGUUCUCGAAGCUACGAACAUGAGUUUGACCAAACUGCAGGAGGUAGUGGAAGACAGGAGUGCCUGGCAUCUCUGGUCCAUGGGGUCACGAAGAGUCGGACACCAUUAAACGACUAAACAACAACAGUGCUUCAGCAGCUUCGAGAACACUGCCCAACCAUCUCGUCCUCUGUCGUCCCCUUCUCCUUGUGCCCUCCAUCUUUCCCAACAUCAGAGUCUUUUCCAGGGAGUCUUCUCUUCUCAUGAGGUGGCCAAAGUAUUGGAGCCUCAGCUUCAGGAUCUGUCCUUCCAGUGAGCACUCAGGGCUGAUUUCCUUAAGAUAGGUUUGAUCUUCUUGCAGCCCAUGGGACUCUCAAGAGUCUCCUCCAGCACCAUAAUUCGCUUUGCUGAAGCAUAGUGUUAGAGUAAUACUGUUUGGAUAGUAUGUGGCGAUGAGGUGGUGAGAUGUGGGAGACAGUGAAAAAUGGAUGUAUUUUGUAGCAUGCUUGCCCUGUCCCCUUACUUGUUUGUGUGGGGUGUUUUGUCCUGCCAUCCCCAACUGUUAAGAGUGCUGUGAGGGAGUUGCUGCAAGGUUCCUGUGAGGGUUCAAGGAAAACAAAUGUUCACACUGUGCUCCAGGUCCUGGCAGGGUUCUGGGGACACAAGUUGUUUGUGCAAAGAGCUCCCUUUGUGUGCAGAGCACCGUUUCUUCCUCUUUUGUAUUGCAGGAGUCCUUUCUUGUGAGCCCUGUGUUGCCAGAGACAAGAGAAAUAAGCCCCACGCUGCAUGACUUGUCAUCUUGAGUUAUGACCUCCCUGUAUGUGGUUUAUAUACUUGUGGUGGUAGGCUGCAUUUGGGCGUUGAGACUACACCAUAGCCUAUGUGAGAGAGGUGCUCACUGAGGUGGGGCGGCGGCUUUUUUUUCAUUUGUUUUCCUCCCACUGCUGUAAAUGGGAGGAAAUUUCUUGCAUGUGGUCUGGGGCUGUUGUAAAGCUACGCUGUCACUGAGGAUGUGGUAGUGGUCUGUGGGGAAGUGCUUCUUCCCUCUGCCAUUUCUGUGCCAGUGGAACAGCUGCACUUCCAUGGUGCUAUGCUGCCAUAUCUGUUAUGGCACCAGUGUCUCUCCUUCCACAGAGUUCCACGUAGCCCCUCAGCCAGCAUAACUCACGCAUAAGAGUGUUCUCUCAUGUGUAGUGUCUUUCCUAAUGUUGUCUUAGUCUAAAACUGUGAAUCAUAAUGCAUCAUGGUUUUUGUUUUGUUUUUAAUAAAAAAGUUAAAUAUUGCUUGUUGGACUAGAAAAGGUCAACAUUUGGGGGACUUAGAUUAUGGUUUUAUAACAAUUUUAAAAACAUUGGUCUGUUUCAAAAAAAGGGCGUAUCUUUCAUUUUGAAUCACACUUUAAUUCUUAAUUACGGUAACUUUGCGAGCACGAAGUCUUCCUAACUGCAGAUAUGUGCCCUUGGCACUUCCUCUUUCUCUGUAUUCUAUGUAGUGGAAAAUUGAAGUAGAUGACUAGUACAAUUGUGCUCUGGCUCCAAUAAUUUAAUGUUGAACUCACAACUUUUCACUUCAGAACUGAUGAUAAAUUACACGAGAGCUAAAUUUCUGUGACAGAUUUUUAUCUGAGGACUUGGGUUUCUGCUAAAGAGUUGAAAGCAACGUAGGAAGCAGCUUUAUACCUUAUAGGUCCACCUAGUUCAGUGUUUUGCUACUCUGACUAGCAUCAGAGGUCCAGAGUUGUCCUUCUAAGGCCUACCUGGAAAGGCCAUGGAUUGAACGGCGGACAUUUAGUAUGCAAAGCAAUUGUUCUAAAUAUGUGUUCUACCACCUUGCUAUGGAAGGGGGGGGGACACAAUUUGGAAGGGGAGAAGGAGAUGCUUUUCUUCUGAACCUACUUUCCCCAGUUUAUUUCCCCCCCACCUUGGGUUUCCAGGUGUGUGGUUUUCCUGUAUGCUAGAGAAAACAGGUUAAGAAUUAAGCACCCCACACUAUCUUCCACAUCUCCAUCAGUCACUGCCUCUUCCUUCUGCUUUUCAGCUGUUCAUCCUCACAUAUUAAAAAUUAGUUAAAAUCAGCAUCCAUCAUUUUUAACUGGACAUUUAAGAAGCACAAAUGUAGUCUGUAAUUAUGGUUUCUUGAUUCAGGCAUCAUGCUGCACCACCAUUGUUUUCAAACCAUGGUUUCUGAUUCUGCAUUCCUGGUUCUGCAAAUCAUGGUUUGGCAAUCCGUACAUCACAACAAGCAUUGUUUUUAAUAUGUUUACAAAUUCAGUUUCCCAUUUUCUAUUGCUUUCUCAUACAUGCAUCUUUGCACUGUUCUUCUGGGGACUGCAAGAUGCAGUAAAGGCUCACCCAUUCAUUCUGUCUUUGAUUUUGGAGCGAGCUGAAAUGAAUCAAUUUAGUGUUGAUAUGGGGAGAUUUUUAAUCCAUCAAAGAAAGUGGGUGUGUCUGGAUAUAUAGUUUGCAACUAUCUCUGUGUCUUACCAAGAAAAGUUGGUGCUGUUUUAAUAAAGCUGUAUUUAGUCUGAGGAGCUAAUUUUCAAUAUUGGCUUCAAACACUUAAUAACUUUUGUGUAGCACUUAGUUUUAAAAUUAUAAAUUUACUCCUAUAAUUUUACAUGUAGAAUCAUGGCUAGAAUGCAAAGAGGAACACACAUUUUUGGGUGUUGAUAUUUCUGUUUGGAAGGAUCCCUUCACAGAAUGCUGCUCUGAAAGGUCCUCCAGUCUUUGAGAGAGAGAGGUGGCCUUUCAGAGAGUGGAAGGAGAAGUUAGCCCCAUGUGUUCCACCUUAAAAGCAAGUCUAGAGCUUGAUUCUUUGAUCACAUUUUGCAGUCACUAAGAAACAUUAGAACUGAAAACGUUCCUCCUAACGGCAAGGGUAUCCAAAUCCUCAAUUUUAGCAAUAACAUCUCAUUUCCUCCCUUUUCCUCCCCACCCUUUAUUUUGCCUAAUACCAGUUUAGAGCUUUAGCUGUUUCCUUGACAGGAAAGGGCAGCGAUUCUGUUUUUCCAUUAGGAGAGGUGUGUUCAACUCAUCCACAUUUAGAGUUCUAAAAACAGCUUAUUUAUUAGUGAUAUAAGUUUGCCCUAAGGGACGCGGGUGGCGCUGUGGGUAAAACCUCAGUGCCUAGGACUUGCUGAUCGCAAGGUCGGCGGUUCGAAUCCCCGCGGCGGGGUGAGCUCCCGUCGUUCUGUCCCAGCUCCUGCCCAUCUAGCAGUUCGAAAGCACCCCUAAGUGCAAGUAGAUAAAUAGGGACCGCUUUCUAGCAGGAAGGUAAACGGCGUUUUCGUGUGCGGCGCUGGUGCUGGCUUGCCAGAUGCCGCUUAGUCAUGCUGGCCACGUGAACCAGAAGUGUCUCCGGACAGUGCUGGAUCCCGGCCUCUUAAGCGAGAUGAGCGUUCAACCCUAGAGUCAGACACGACUGGCCCGUACGGGCAGGGGUACCUUUACCUUUAAGUUUGCCCUUGGCAAAUGUUUGGUUUGAUGAGGGAAAGAGUCAGGGUUUGCUGCUGGGCCUGCACAAAGUGUAGGUUGUAGAUCUGUUAACUGAUUGGAAGAAUGUUAAGUUGAUCUGUCUUUUAACCAGUUAGCUGAUUUAACUUUUUUUGUUUAGAUACAAGCUACUGUAAUCUCAAUAUUGUUGCCUUUGUUGCAUUUCCAAAAGAAGUGUAAAAUAACUUGUUUAUAAAUCUUCACAUUAUAACGUUGCUAUUUACAGUUCAGUACACAAGAGCCUUGGUAGAAUAAGAGAAGAUUUGUGAUAUUUUCUUUCUCAAUCCUUAUUUCAGCAAUACCUCAAAACCAAAAAUAAACAAGUGUGCCCUUCCACUCUUACCCUUUUGCAAUUAAUCAACAGAUUUAAGCCAACUGCAGUUUACAGUCCUGGUGGCUCAAGCAGCUUCCACUAGAGUGAAUUAUAUAUCAAUGCAGUUUAUUGUUUUUUCUCCAUAGGGUCGAAAUAAGAAGAAACCUGCUCCGGUGAAGUAUGAAACUGGAGAUCUUGUAUGGGCAAAGUUCAACAGACGUCCGUGGUGGCCCUGUAAAAUUUCCCAUGAUCCUGUGCUAGACACGCAUUCAAAAAUGAAAGGUAAUAAAAUAUUAUUUGCAUUACAUGAUCAGACUUUUAGUGAUUUGUAUUAUCCAUACACAGCUCACUUUGCAGAUUAGCCUCCAUAAGUGUGUAUUGACCAGGGUGGCUGUCAAAUAAGCUGCCUGGGUGAAGCUGGUGAUAUUGAGGGGGGUGGGCUGUGUAUCUUUAAUGUUUGUAUAGCUUGUCAGGCAAGCUGCACCAGCUGCAGCUUCCUCUGUCAAAAGUUCUGGAGUCCUGUACUCACUCUCUCUCUAUAUAUAUAUAUUUGGCUUGGUCACCCUGCCAUGAAAAAGUGAAAGGGUAGUAACAGGCAUCGCUGUUUUAGAUUGCAAGCCCUUCAUUUCUUAUUUUAAUUGCAUACAUAACCAUGUGCAUUGAUGGCAUUACAUGAAUGCUAAUGAUAAUAAUAAGGCCCAGCCCUAACCUGGGAUAAUUAGAAUGUUUCAUGGAAAUCAGUGGAACUUGUUUGCUUAGUGGUUUGUUUAGGAUUACAGGUAGGUAGUGGAAGCCUAUGGCUCUCCACUUAGAAGCAAGCCCAUUGAGUUAAGCUGGACUUACUGCUAGGUAAAGGUAUAUAGAAUUGCACUUGGUCUCAUCCUGUGUCCACUUUCCUCGGAGCAAGUCCAGUUAAACUCAAAGAGCUUAUUUUUAAGUAGACGUGCGUAAUACUGUUCAAGUAUUCAAUACUGGGAGAUUGUGAAGAAGGGCAUUCUCAAAGUUCUGGAGUUUAGGAGGUGCAAGAGGAAGCCUUUGGUGGAAAGAGAAUAUAGUUCAGUGGGUGGGUUUGCUGAAGGAGUAUGUCAUGAAGUGAAAUAUUAAGUGGUGAGAGAAAAAUGUGAAAAUGUUAGAAAUCAACCAAGAAGACAGGAGUAGGGAGAGUGGACCAAGUGCAAGGAGUGAGUGUUAUUUCUUCACAACAGGUAAAUUAUUGCCUCUUAUUGUAAUUUAAAACGUGUGUGCCACCAUUGCAAAGUCUCUGGUAUUUUGAAUUAAAUCCACUGUCCUUCAGAACCCCAUAUUCCCCCCCCAAAAAAACCCCGCUAUGCUUGCAUCCCUGAGAACUUCAACCAGGAACCAAUUUGAAGAGUAAAACUGUUCUUCUAAAAAUGAAAAUUUGAAGUAGAAUAGGCAGUGGUUGAGAGAAUGGUACCCAAAGACGCAUUGACCUCCUCUCCCAGACUCUUGUCCACAUAGUGUCCAAAUAGCUCCCUAACAGUAUCUGAAAUAUGUAUGCUGAAGUAGGAAAGAAAAAGAAAUUAAAAUUUGUGCUGUUUACUCAUUCAUAAGAUGUUUCUCUUUGGGGAAACAGUUGCUUAUCUAUCCUAUGAUGACAGCUUCUGAACUCCUUUUAACCCAUGGGUAGGCAAACUAAGGCCCGGGGGCCGAAUCCGGCCCAAUUGACUUCUAAAUCCGGUCCGCAGAUGGUCCGGGAAUCAGUGUGUUUUUACAUGAGUAGAAUGUGUCCUUUUAUUUAAAAUGCAUCUCUGGGUUAUUUGUGGGGCCUGCCUGUUGUUUUUAUAUGAGUAGAAUGUGUGCUUUUAUUUCAAGUGCACCUUUGGGUUAUUUGUGGGGCAUAGGAAUUUGUUCAACCCCCCCCCCCCCCAAAAUAUAUAUAUAUAGUCCAGCCCCUCACAAGGUCUGAGGGGCGGUGGACCGGCCCCCAGCUGAAAAAGUUUGCUGACCCCUGUUUUAACCCCUGACUCAUUCAAAAAGUAAAACACAGGGAGCAGUGAAUGCAGAGGGCCAACAACCUCUAGCAAAAUUUGGAACUUUAGAGUUCUCUCCAGAAUUUCAAAGAAAAGACUGAUUUAAUAUUUAAUAUAAUUCUCUCUGAAAAAUGGGUUCUAAAUUAAAUCUGUAUUAGUUAGCUUCAGUGAGCAUGUGGAUAGGACCAAAAAGCAAGAGCCACACCAAAAGAAAUACAGUGGUACCUCGGGUUAAGAACUUAAUUUGUUCCGGAGGUCUGUUCUUAUCCUGAAACUGUUCUUAACCUGAAGCACCACUUUAGCUAAUGGGGCCUCCCACUGCUGCUGCGCUGCUGGAGCAUGAUUUCUGUUCUUAUCCUGAAGCAAAGUUCUUAACCCGAGGUACUAUUUCUGCAUUAGCGGAGUCUGUAACCUGAAGCAUAUGUAACCCGAGGUACCACUGUAGUAAAAAUAACCGACACAUCAUGAAAAAUUGUGUAUAUUUAUUUAAGACAGUGAAAGCAUAAUACAAAAUGAACAGUAAAUUAUAUUUAAAAAAAUACACUACAGAUGAAAUAAUUAUAAUGGGGCAACCACAUGCACUAUAUGCACUAUAUGGGAAUAUGAAACAACUUGCACUGACUGCUUAUAGUACAUAAGUUAUUAUAGGUAAAUUACCACUUAUCCUUCUAACACUCUCCCUCAAGUCCAGCUAACUUAAAAACAAAUGCAGUAAGAAUGUUUCACUAUUUUAUAAAGGUCUGCUUAAACAAUAUAUGAAAAUUAGUCAAGAUUUGAAAGAGAGUGAGAUGUAGGGAUAUUCGGAUAGACUUGAGAACUUGGGAGGAAUAAUGAGUACAUAAAUGAUUUUACCAAAAGCUCCAUAUCUACCAGACUUGUUGUGGUGAGGUUUGUUGGUUCUAGAUGGAAGAUUCCUGAGCAAAAAAUGGAAGUACAAAUCUCAGCAAACAUACAAGCUUGCCCCAAGAAAUGCAAAAUUCACAGACCUGUUCUACAUCUCCCAACACCACCAAGCCAGCGUGCAUUUCAGGCAAUGUGCUGUUGGGGGAGGGAGAAAAAGCAAUAUAAACUAAAAGCUGUACGGAAACACUGAGAGAGAAAGAGAAGAGCAGCCCCCCCCCAGUCUUACUUCUCCGUUUUCCUAAUUUUAAACACCUCCCAUUUCAAAUCCCUAGCCACACUCUGGUUUUCUCUGGUAACCCCCUUAAAUAAGUUUACCCAUUAAAAAUCAGUCCAUUAAAUCAUGACUUACACCAAAAUUCUCAGACUUCUUCAUUACUCUUCCUUAAUAGCAACCCUGAAUCUCUCAGCUUUCUUUAUCAAAACUAGAAGUCAUUUCUGCCAAGCCAGGAAGAAGAACCUUGAAAGUACUUGGUUCUGCCCUGCUUUCUUAAGCUAAUUGUCCAAAACAAAGACUUCAGUCUUUGAAAAGGAAAUAAAACGUUGGUUGAAAAAAGAAUUAUCUUCUAAUGUGACACACAUAUAGAAUAAAGGCACAUAUGCAGACAAUUACCAGAUAACAGGGGGAAACUUCACUCUCAUUAAAAUGCCCACUUCUUAUCCUACACUCCUCUCCCUCUUCCACCCCAUGGUUUAUAAUUGGGGUAUUUUCCGUUGAACAGCUGCUUCCCAGUCUAAUCAUACAGAGACAUAACUGUAAAACCUGAACAACAAAAAAAACACAUUUCACAUCAAAAGGUACCUAGAGUUAUUAGUGUAUUGAAGUAAUAAGAUACUUCUUUCUUAAUUCAACAAAAGUGCUGUGUUCUUCCAGCUCAGGCUUGAAUAGAUUACAGGAAUACAUUUUGCCCUCCUCCUUGCUUUUAAUUAGAAUAGCAAGUAACCAGAAAUCGGUAAUCUAGGGGCACCUUUGGUGUUGCUUUCAGAGAGAGGUUAACCCAUCUUCAUAGGUUCCAUUGCCGUAUUUAUCACAAAGCUUUUGUCGUAGGAAGAGUGCUCCCGUUAUUCAAGGAUGCUUAGCCAGCAUCUUUUCUGUUCCUGCAGCCAUCGACCUAGGCAUAGCGAUCGUCAUGGCUUCCUGAAACCAAAAUUUGGUGCAUACAAUAUGUGGAUCUGCUCCUUCCGUACGGCACCCUGGAACCCAGAAAAUAAGUCCAAAAGGGACUAGACUAUCACCCUCUAAUGGUGAACUCAGGUGGUGAGUGCCAAUAGAAAUAGAGCCAAAUUAAUGCAUAUGACAAACAAGAGGGCAGGAACCAGUGUGCUCUGGGGAAUCCUGAGUGAAAUACAAAACAAGGGUGCAACCCCCCCCCCAUGUUGCAUCAUUUAUUCCAGGUCCCAUUUGUUAGAUAUGUUUUAGAAAAUACUUUGGGGGCAUUCCUACACCUUGACACCAAAUGCUAAUCUUGCCAAUUUUGUCUUUGAUAGUGUCCAAUCGCAGACCACAUCGAGAAUACUAUGUGGAAGCCUUGGGAGACCCAUCUGAAAGAGCUUGGGUUGUGGGGAAAGCUAUUGUAGUCUUUGAAGGAAGACAUCAGUUUGAAGAACUGCCUGUCCUUCGGAGAAGAGGGAAGCAAAAAGAGAAAGGUUACAAGCACAAGGUAAAUCUCAUGUUCUCAUUUGGUUUGUUCUUGAGUCUUCUCAUCUGAGUGCGAAACCUAGGUGUAUGAUCUAGUGGAAGUGAAGUACUUCUUAAAGACCAUGGAUCGCAGUCGGAAAAAUUUAAACUCAUGCUCAACUCUCUCACUGAACUCCAUCAGCUUACAAAGUUGCUCCAUUUUUUGGGAUUGCGUUUCUUAUACUUUGAAGCUGCUUUAAAAAUGACUGAUAUGAUUUGAGACUUGGAGGCUGCUGCUGAAGGAAUGUCUUUUGCGUUGACUUGUCCAUAUAGCUACCUGAGAAUAGACUGGAAAUAUAAUCGUGUAAAUCGGGCCAUUACGUUAGAUACAGGUAUAUAAAGAGAACUUUUGACAACACGUUUCAAUGUUAUUAAUAGAGAAAACAUUGUAUCUGAAGGGCAAAUGUGGAGUAAUAUGGGCAGGAAGGAAAACCUACUGUAUUUCAAUAUCUUAGUCUACAGCUUGAAUUCCUUCUGGAGCCAGCAUCCCAUUUUGUGGUCCUAGCUCUGUGUUAAUAUUUCCAAAACUGAGAUUCUGGCACAAAACAUCCAGGCAACCAUUUUCUUGAGACUAGGAUCAGAAGGAUUCAGCUAUAUUCCAGUUUUGGAACUUGUUAAGCUCUCGGAGAGCCAGAAUGGAACCAGACUGUUGGUUCUUAAAAUAAAAAAAGGUGACAGAGCAGCUUUUAAAUUGAUUGUGUGGGGGAAGCUGAAAGCAGCUGCAGAGUCCUGUUCAGAACAAAUCGUGGCCUAGAGAGGAAGGGGGGAAUUAUUAUAAUUUAAAUUGGGGAGGGGGUAGAAUGUGUCACUGAGAGUGCAGGGGCCCAUGAUAGCAACUGAGAGGCAAGCAGGUGUCAGAGAUAUUUGGAGAUGGAGAUGGAGUAAAAAGCCUUGCGAGUUGAUAUAUUUCCCAGUGUGCAUAUGUAUUUGAAUUGUUUUUAAGAUGUGUAGUGUUUUAUUCCUUGUUGUUUGCCACUUUAGACUCCUUUGGAAGGUGUGUCUUUGUGUGUGUGUGUGUGUGUGUGUGUGUGUACACACUGGUGCUAGAAGCCUCUGAGUCAAGAUGAGUGAGCUGGAGUGCUUGGCCUUAGAUGAGAGCAUUGAUAUAGUGGACAUAAUGGAAGCCUGCUAUAAUGGAGAGAACCACUAGAACACAGUUACCUCUGGGUACAAACUCUAUAAGAAGGACCAAGAAGGGCAUACUGGAGACGAUGCCACUCUGUGGGUGAAAGAAAACAUAGAGUCCGACAAGCUAGAAAUCCCCAAAGGAGCAGACUCUUCCUGGACUUAAGUGGCAUGCAGGACCUGGUGUGAGAUGUAAAUGUUAUAGUACCUAUUGGGAGCAGUGACCAUAGUGCUAUCUAAUUACAUACAUUUGUAAAUGGACAGUUGCCAAGAAAAUCCAGCACAGUCACAUAUGACUUCAAAAGAUGAAACUUUCCUGAAAUGAAGGGAUUGGGGGAAAGGAAAAGGAAGUUGAAAGGCAUAAUCAAGAGAGCCAAAUCUCUCCAGGUCAGGAAAGGUGCCACCAGGGCCAGGAGGAUACCAGAGUGGUUAAUGAGCAGAGGCAAAGAGCUAUUAGAGCCAAGAAGGUUUCUUUUGUCGUUUUUUAUGUUAUCAACAAGGCCUAGAACAUCAUCUCUUGUCACAACUGACUCAGUUCAUCAGACUCCCUUCCUGUGAAAGUUAGAUCAGGCACAGAGAUCUGCUAUAUAUAAUCCACCAAGGAAACAGAUGCAAAUAAUUUAUUCAGCUUCUCUGCAAUCUCUUUAUCCUCCUUUAGCAUACCUUUGAAUCCCCAGUCAUCUGAAGGUAAAGGUAAAGGUAAAGGGACCCCUGACCAUUAGGUCCAGUCGUAACCAACUCUGGGGUUGCGGCGCUCAUCUCGCUUUAUUGGCUGAGGGAGCUGGCGUACAGCUUCCGGGUCAUGUGGCCAGCAUGAUUAAGCCGCUUCUGGCUAACCAGAGCAGCGCACGGAAACGCCGUUUACUUUCCCGCUGGAGCGGUACCUAUUUAUCUACUUGCACUUUGAUGUGCUUUCGAACUGCUAGGUUGGCAGGAGCAGGGACCGAGCAACGGGAGCUCACCCCGUCACGGGGAUUCGAACUGCCGACCUUCUGAUCGGCAAGUCCUAGGCUCUGUGGUUUAACCCACAGCGCCACCCACGUCCCAAGUCAUCUGAAGGUACAAGCGCCUAAAUGAUCUGCUAUUAAUGUAUUUAAAUAAUAUUCUAUUGUUAGUAUUUAUGUUUAAGCAAUGUGCUCUUCAAUUGUUUUAUAGCAUCCCUUAUUGCCUACUUAGCAAAUGAAAGUCUUGUCCAAUGAGGAAAACAAAAAGGAGCACAAGUUUUGGCAAAAGAAAUGUAAGCAGGCAAUAGGGGAUGCAAUAAAACAAUCGAAGUAGCAGAAUAUCAUUUAGGCGCUUGUACCUUCAGAUGACAGGGGAUUAUAUAUAGCAGAUCUCUGUGCCUGAUCUAACUUUCACAGGAAGAGAGUCUGAGGAACUGAGUCCGUUGUGACAAGAGAUGAUGUUCUAGGCCUUGUUGACAAAAUAAAAAAUGACAAGUCACAUUCAUGUUCUUCAUGAAUCUAGUUUUGAUCUGGGGUUAUGUGCUGCAGUUACAUUUUGUGAAAGAAGAUAAUGUUCAUAUCUGUGUGUAAUUUCAUCUUUUUGUGUAUUAUAAUUUUUUUGUAACUUCUUUUCCCCUUCCUUUACUUUCCAGGUUCCUAAGAGGUUUCUGGCAAAAUGGGAGAUCAGUGUUGGCCUUACAAAUGAUUAUUUAAAGCAGAACAGUGCUCAAAAAUACAUCCCGACUUCCAGCAAACCAGACAGUGAGAAGGAUGUGCAUUUAAUGGGAUCUUGUACAAAGGACUCCUUAAAUGAACAGAGCAGACAACUGAAUGGAUGUUUGAAAUCACUAACAUUGGACUCCAAACAUUUGACCCAUGAUAAGGGGAAAGUGUUCACCAAAUCCCGAAACAAGAAGAGCUCCGACACCCGGAGGAGAACUAGAGUAAGAAAAAGUAGCACCAAACUGGAGGCAUCCAAGAGAGAAAGUGGGGGGAAAGGGCCAGUAAGCAAAGCUAAAAAUAUGGUUGCUGCAGAUAUGCCAGAGAAGCAGGCUUCUCAUGAACUUUGCAGAAUAGCAAAGAGCCUAAUGGGAUCCAAAGGCAGCAUGGAAAACUACUUGCUCUCUUCUUUUGGAGAAAGACAAUUCGAAAAUAAAUAUAAGAAACCAGGGUUUGAUAAUAGCAGCUGCCAGCAGGAAACAUCCAAAGCGGACGUGAAGAAAAAGAGAAAUCCAGCAGGCUUCACGUGCAGUUCAAAGCUACAGCAGCACUAUACCAGAACUGAUGCUGGAGCAGAGAGGAAACAAAUAGACUCUGAUUCAUCAGAUAACGGUACCUGUGAUCUAGACUCCCUUGACCAAAGUUUAGCAGCAGCAGCAGCUUAUAGUAUCUUGAAGAAUAGUGACUCUGUAAAUAAAAGUGGAAAAGAACUGUGUUCAGGGCAAAGAGAUAUUAAACAUUCUGCACCUGUCUCAAAAAGCAGCAAUCGAAGCUGCAAACCUCCAGAAGGUUCUCUAGACAGGAAUAUCAAUGUUGAAACAGGAGGUGAGGAAUUCCGUGAGCCAUCCCUUGCAGCUGAGGUGGCUUCAGUUUACAGGAAUGACAAUCUUAUCAAUGUAGAUAAGCACACUACACUCCAAAGUAAGGGGUUUAUAAGUCAAAUGGAUGCAAAACAGCCUCAGUUCAGAAGUAUAAAAUGCAAGCAUAAAGAAACUGCUGCUGGGACAGACUCCUCUCUUAAGGAAGAUGAAUGUAGCCCCGACUGCUGCUUUUCUGCUACCAAAGGUUCUCCUGGGUCUCAGUUAGAUAUGCCUAACAAAAGUGGGAAGGCUGAUGGCCCCAAACUGCUGAACAGCACAAAUGAGAAACCCGGUGAUUCUGCUGAAAUAGAAACGGCAGUUGUGAAACACGUGCUUUCAGAACUGAAGGAGCUGUCGUAUAGGUCCAUGAAUGUUGAAGCGAAAGACUGUGGGCCGCCUAAGACCACAGUGCCCUUACUCUUUUCAUCUGUCUCUGGGCAGAACCAUUUGCCUAUUGAGCCCGAUUAUAAAUUCAGCACCUUAUUAAUGUUGUUGAAAGAUAUGCAUGAUAGUAAGACGAAAGAGAAGCAGAUCAUGACUACUCAGAACAUAGUCUCUUAUAGGAGUUCUCACAGCGAUGAUAGUUCUGGAAGUAACACUCCAAGUGAUUUGACAUCUUUGCCUACAAUGGGAACCACUCAUAAAUUAGAAAAAAGCCAAGAUAGUGUUCGAGAACCAGAGUGUCAGAAACCCAAAGAAGGUCAGUCCUCUUUUUCACAUGGUAUCGCAACCAAGUUGAUCGAUCCCGGUGCUAACAAAAGGGAACUCACAAACGCUUCUGUUUCUGGUACAAACUGCACCGCAAGGCGCAGCUGUCCAAAAUCUAAGCAGCUAUCUAAACUAGUAGCUAAUGCAGCAUCAAAGAGCAAAACACUAAAGCGGUUGUCUAAUUCAGCUGAGAGUGUGCCCCGCCAGGAUAGAGCUGCCCAAGGCUCAGUUGCUAGUGCUCUAGACAAUGCAAAGGAAGAUGUUGCAAGGAAAGUGUCUUGGGAGUUGAUGGGACACUCCCCUGACGAAGACUCUGCAAGUUCCUCUGAUGACAGUUUAGUUCGUAUAAGAAUGAAGUCAGAAUAUGAUAAAAAGAGAGAGAGCUGCAACUCCUUUGAAAAUGGGGAGUUGGAUUCAGGACUGAAUAGAGAAGGCUCCUUGGGUGAUGAGCCUAGAGAUGUAUGCCACGUAGCGCCCAAAAAGCGAUGGCAGCGUUUUAACCAAAGCAGUGCUAAAGCUGGUAAGCACAUCAGUAGAUCUAGGGAAGCAGAACAGUUAUGUGCCUUUGACCUCUACAGAAUAAAAGCAAGCUUCAGACUGUAGGCUUCUCCUCACUCUUUAAAAAGGGAGCAUGCAUUAUAGGCAAGAACUGUGAGAAGCACUUAGUUAGCUGGGCAACAUUUUGCAGAAUCAGAGGGAUGAAACAAAAAUACAGUUCUUACAGAAUUGAGAGUUUUACAGUUUUGAGAUCCUAGUUUGAGUUCUCUGUACAAGGUAAGGAUUCCUUGUGCUGCACCACUGCAGAUUGGGGGAGCUGGAACCACAUGGUGAAAUCUUCCACCCUAUAAAUAAAUAGAUAGAUAAAUAAAUAUAUAUGGAGUAUUACUCAGUAAUGGGCAAGAUCCUACCUGAAGUCUAUAAGUGGUACAGCUCAUAAACUCUUCAGCUGUCUGCAUCUGCAGGUUGUGAGAACUAGCCCUUAAGAGGUUUUGUGCCACGAGUUGCAGUGCAUAAAAAUCUUAAGGUUAUCCAAUUGAAAUGCUGGUUGUUACUCUAGCUUUUCUCUUCCACAAAUUUUAAUACAGGUUCACUUUAAUCUUUUAAAACUAGAAACAGCGCUUAAGAAGGCAUAGUGUGAUUUGGAAAUAAAUAUUUAUGGUUUCUCUUACCUUGUGCAGAAGCUUUAUUUAUAAAUUAAAACAUGAUGGACCCAAUUCUAGCAUGAAAGUAUAAUAUUUACUGCUCAGUAUUACAGGAGACUCAUGAGAAGGAAAAAUUGCAGAUAAAAGUUUAGUAGUACCGAAUAAUGUGUGUUUAUUUCUCUCUGUGGAAAGCAAGUGGUCUGCUAAACUGAGUGUAUUGCCAACAACACAAUCCUCAGAAGUAAGUCUUUUGGCUUACUCAUAGCUAAAUAGGUGCAGAAUUGCAGUCUAACACAACUUUACCUGAGAGUAAGCCCAGUAGGACUAACUUGCAAGUAAGCAUGUCUACGGUCGUGCUGCAUGUUGGGUUAGGACUCAAGAAGUCACCACCAUAAACUGCAGCAAUUUAAACUUGAAUCUUACAUUCUAUAAACUUUUCAAUCUUGUUUUGUUGUUCCCCAUUAGUAGUUUUUGAUCAGUGAUUGUGCAUUGGGUGGCAACAUGAACUAAAUUUCAAAAUGUAGAGGGCUGGCCUACCCUGUUUGCGAAAUGCAAAUUGCAUGCUAUGUGAAAUACAAGAUAAAGCAAAAGGUGUGAGCCAAGGAUGGCAGUCCUAGUUCAUGACUUAUCUCUGUGUACACUUACCUAGCAUAAAUUAACUGCACUCCCAUUUAACUUUCUGCUGGAUCUGAGACACAUACUCUUGAAUGGUAAUGGCCCCACCACAUUUUGAAAACAGAUUUUGCAACAUUCUGUGAAGAAUAGGUAUAUUUGAUAAAGGAUUGCAGUAAUGUUUGUGGAUUGCAGUAAAACGCAGGGAAUGUUGCAAGAUGAGCAAUAAAGUAUUCUUAACUAACUUUUAUGAGGAAAGUAUCCAGAUCUUGCCUUCUGCAGAAGACAAAAGGUUAAUUUGGCAAAUACACAAUUAUAAUGAUUUUUAUUCUGGCCAAGUGCCAAACACGCUGCAUUCAGUUUAGCUUCUCCAUACACCUGUUCAGAGCAUUUCAGAUUCCCCCUUCCAAGGGCAGCUAUUCCCAAAGAUUUCCAGGGGUUGGGCAGUGGCAGCACUUUAGAGUAAAAAUAGGUAAGAUCAUUCUGUUUCAGUUUCCAUGUACUCACUCACAGGUCCAUUCUGUUCUGUUUUUAGGAGGGGGAAUUGAUUGCAUUUUAAUAAUAUGCACUUUCCUGUGAUAUGCAUUUUCUAUGCAUCUUUCCUAUAAAACACAUUUCUAUAUGAUUUACAGUGUAUCCCCCCCCUGCUGCAAUAUGCAUUUUUGUAAACAUUGCCCCCAUGAAACAUGCAUUUCUGCAUGCACUUUUUGAAAACCAAAACUGCAUCGCUAAGUGGGCAAACUGAUAGCUGCAUUCCAACCCACCCAUAAAUCCAGGGACAGCCAAUCUGACACUAAAAAAACUCAAAGCAGUUUAUAAAAAGAAUAAAGAGGGGGGAAAUAGUCUGUGUUUAGCUUAUUUAAAAAGUUAAAAACAGAUUACAACACCUGUAAACAUUCUACGUAUCUGAGUAAGCAUGUCCAAACAAACAUGCCAAAAGGACUACAGCGAAUGUCCCUGGCCUGAUUUCAGUAGGCAGGGAGUUCCAAAUUGUGGGUGCUGCUGCUAAAAAAAAUUCUUAGAAAUGCAGAAUGAGUAUUGUUUGGCACUUGUAAUGGUGUCCGUUCCACAGAUUGAAGCAGCUGAGUUGGCGCAUAUGGAGGACAGCGAUUUCACAAGUAAACUGUGUUUCUGAGUUGUAUAUACUAAUAGUAGCACAUUGUUGCUACUAUAUACUAAUAGUAGCACAUUGAACGUGGCCCAGUAGCAAACCUGCAGGCCUCUGAGAACAGGUGUUAUAUGUUGACGGAGUCUCAUUUCUGUCAGUAAUUGUAUUGCAGCAUUCUGCACUAACUGCAGCUUCCCGAUCAAGUGCAAGGGAACCCCCCCCCCAAUAGAGCACAUUGCAGUAAUCCAGACUUUCUUACUGACAUUGCUUCUGUUUUUCCCUAUGCACCUCCUCCUUUUUUUCUUAAUCAUCUUUAUGUAUUAUUGUAAGCAACCACAGUAACUCCAGUGUUAGGAAAUGCUUUGAUUCACGAUGAUUCACUAUGUGGCACUCCACCACAAAACCAUGAGAUGUUACUGUACAAAUUCAGUAAUCCAAGUUACAGUCUCUCACAUUGGUAUCAAAAUAAUUUUUACUCAAUAGCUACAGCCAGAAUGAGGAUGGGUACUAUUUGUGUUAUGCUGUGAACCUUACAGAGAUAGAUAAGGGAUAGCCAGCUUCCUUCACCCAAGAGAUUGAUGCUCUCUGUUCUUGUUGUGGCCGGAGGAGGUUGAUGCUAGAGGAAAUGUCCAUAGCUGCUCAAUGACUUCAUCAGGGUUCGGCAGGUGCCUCUACAGGUCCUCCUUUCCUCUAGUUUCAGCCUGAUGACUCCCAUGCAUGUUUAUGGUAAAGACAGAAGGCAGUUUGGAAGAAGCAGCAGAGGCAUUUUAGCCCUUACAUCAUCUUUCCUUCUACAGAGGGGAGAGUACUGCUAUUGUAAGGGAUUGAGAGAACCAGACACCAUUCUGUUGCUUAUGGACUACCAGUUGCCCAGCUCAUAGAUAUUUACUCUUCGUUUACAACAGAGUAAUCAAAGCUUAAAAUGAGAACUUUGCACAAUGCUAUUCAGUUAAAAAAGGAAAAAGUGGAAAGUCAACAGGUGUAGCAGACAAAUUUGUUAGAAUGAAUUCAUACACUUCAAUCUGCAAAUAUUUCGGGCACUUUACAGUUCGCCUCUAUAAAAAUUAGUUACCCUUAUGGAAGUUGGAGCUAAAGUUAGCUCUUUUGUUACCCCCUGCUUAAACUAUAGCCGGGUUCAGAUUCAUUCUUAUAAAUUUGUCUGUCCCUACAGGAUUCCUAUUUUUUUCCAGUGCUGCUUUAAUCCUACCCAGUGUCUAUGGCUAAGCAGGGAACUCUGCUUUUCUGAGUUCCACUUAUAAGCACUAGCUGCAGUGCUUCACUGUGAAGAUGAUAUAUCAGAUUAGACAUAGAGUCUUCUUUGGAGAUCACUCAUAGCUGAGUAAGAUUGUCUUCGAUAAACACAGUUUUAACAAUGAGUCCAUAAGUGACUGUGGAGGCCAAUUCUGGAUCCACAUGUCCUUCCACAGUGGGGACAUUGGCUUCUGGGCAGGAGUUGAUCACAUUGAGGGUUUGCCAAGCAUGCCUUCCUCUUAGCAUGUUUCUCCCUUGCAUCCUGAGUUUGAGUGUCUUCAAAGACAUAGAGUAUAAUACUGUGUUCCACAUACUGAUUUAGAUCCAGCAUUCUCAUGAGCAGAACUCCAUUCAUGGAAUGCUACUGCUAGAGGAGGAACCCAUUUUUUCCAGUUCCACCUUCCUUCCUCAACCCCCUGAAAAGCUGAACCUCUGGGACAGUAUGGGGACUGCAAGGGGAAGGGGAAAUCAGGAAAUAUCAUUUACCCAACUUCUUCCAGUGAGCCUUUGCAGGAUAUCAGUAGUCCCUCCACAAAUGGAAAAGCUUAUCUAUUAAUGGAAAGGACACACUGGAUUCAACAUGUUGUAGAAAUUAAUAAUAAUAAUAAUAAUAAUAAUAAUAGUAGUAGUAGUAGAAAUGUACGUUGUAAAUACUGCAAUUCACAUUGGCUGAACAGGAAAAGGGACUUCUGAGUUUUUUCUCUGGAUAUGUAGCCACUCUUGUUUCAGGACCAGCUUUAUUUCAGAACUGCUUCCAUACUGUGUUGGGAGGAGCCACCUGUUUUGCUUGUUUGCAAUAUUGAUGUUUAUUGUUUUUCAACACAGGAUUCCCUUGUGUUUUUUUUUUUUUUAGCAACAAGCAAAAACUUUUAAAAGAGGAGAGAGAAAAAGAUUUCCUAAGACACUUAUAAUGGACUCAUUUGUACAAUCCAGUUUGAGAGUAGGUUAAAAAAAUGUUGAUUUUUUUUUAAUAUAAAAAAGACAAAACUCAGAGGUUUAGGAGAGUAUCCUAGAAGAAAGUCAUACUACAGUUUUACAGAUUUGACUUAAUUCCUGCUUCAACCACAAUAUUUCAGUCCUAGUUUCUUACCCUCAAAAGGGGUAAUGCAGUUUUCCCUGCUUGACUUGCACAUGGCACUGCUAGGCCAGACUGGGCACAAUUUACUGCACUGAGACCCAGGCAAGAAUAGCCUGCUGACACUGGGGACAAGAUGUUGAUGGCAGUCGUUGCAGCUCACUUGCUUUCCAUAAUUGGGCAGGAACCAGGUCCUUUCCCUUUGUGGGGUGACGGUUGUGGGGUUUGCAUGGAUUAGGAUCACUGUGUGGAUUCCUACUGAAUAAUGAGAGGUGGCACGAUGGUCAGGGAAGAAGCUUUUUUAUGAAAACCUGAAGGAAAGGGCUGCUUUUGAACUAUUAUGGCAGAAGAGGAUUGCUAAAAAACUUAAAUGACAUAGUCAAGGAGUCUCAAGCAUCUGAGCUAUGCACCUCAGAUUCAUGAGAUCAUCACUUUGUUGAGGGCACUGGAAAAUGGCACAGGAGCUUCAGCAGACCCUGGCCAUAAUGAAGGGCUCUAUCCCAGCCCUUCUGAUCUUCUCAGAAGACUAAUCCUGAGGCUCUUUCUCCUUUUUUUAUCUUCUCAGUAGCUCAUUCAGAGAAGAAACGCCUUAGGAAGCCAAGUAAGCGGCUUCUGGAAUAUGCAGAAGAAUAUGAUCACAUAUUUGCACCUAAGAAAAAGAAGAGGAGCCAGGAGCCAUUUCGGAAGGUGGGUAUGAAACAAAGAAACAGGUAUAGGCACCCGCCAGAAAUUGGGAAACUGUCAUCUUGGUAGUUUUCUUUUUUUAAAAUAGGGUUUUUAAAACUAGAACUGGGAUCCAACAUGUGUGUAUGCUUUGGGGGCAGGGUAGUGGAAUUCCACUUCUGGCUGAGGCCCCUUGCAUCACAUGCAAAUGCCACCUGAGAAAUUGCCUCAAACUUUAGGAGUAGCUUAUCAGAGGGCAGGUGGGUGAUUAAACAAAGGAACCCCAAAGAACUCUGGUGCUUUUUUGGAAUGCUGCAGGUGACUCUUAAGACAGGGCAGAAGCUUAGUGUUAGAGACUCUUGCUUUCCAUGCAGAAGGUCCCAUGUUCAGUCCCUGGCAUCUGAGAAUGUCCCCUGUCUGAAACCCUGGAGAGCCACUGCCAGUCAGUGUAGACCAAAUUGUGCUAGAUGAACCUAUUGUCCAGUUCCAUACAGAGAGCAGCUUCCUAUGUUCCUUCCCAAGGAUCCUAGCUAUUAUGAGCCAAGUUUUUUGAAACAAAAAGUACAGACAUCUCAGCAAUUCCACCCCACUUUUAUAUACCUUCAUGUUGUCUCGGAAUGAGCAAAGUGAUUGAAGGAAAAACAGAAGUGCCUGGCUGGGCCUUGGACUAUGGCUUUGGCUCUUGCUUUUCUUUGACUUUCUUUUUUGCUCCAGAUGGGUUGGCUUUGAAGCACACACAUCAGCCAGGAUUGUUGUUGCAAGUGUUGUAGUGGACCUUGGUUAUCUGCCUCAAGAACAUCAUGCUUAACCUUUAUGCUACAGAUUCCUGUAGUACUUUGAAUUACAAAGCAUAUAAUUUAAAAAGAUAUAUAUAUUCCUGGUCAUGACUGAAAUAAGCAGGUUUUGCUUUAUGAUUUCAAUUCAUCAAUGUUUCUUACUUCAGUUGUGAGAAGGGCUAUACCUUGAAUAGGUUUCUUUUUUAAAUGAAGGCUCAAUAAAUAAAUAACUAUAGUGCAUUUUCAAUAUUAGAAACAUCGUAUUUCAUCAGCGCACAUACAUAACUAUGGGUUAUACAGCUGCCAAUGAAAACAGCAUCUCCAUAGGCUAGUUGUCCCUCACUCCCCAGUGAUGUCUAGUGAUUCUCACUCAGUGGCAUGAAGUCAUCAGACUAUUCAUUUUCCCAACCUUGUCAAACUGUACCCAGUGAUGGUCUGUCGGGCAAACACUGCAACUGAUGGCAUGGGCUGGUGUUACUUGCGGGGAGGGAAGCUAGACAAAGGCAAGCCAUUUUCAGCAGCAGCGCCAUUACUUACACUGUGUAUUUUGUAAAAUAAAAACUUGGUUGUGUGUGCUUGCAUAAAAUGAUUUCCUAGCACAGCCAAAGAUGACCAGUUUUCUUCUCCUUGUUUUUCACCUGCUGCAGAAAUGUAGCCAUACUUCCGAGUAGCUGUAUGCUCCCUAUUAGCCUUUUCUUCACGUAUUGGUUGGACCAGGAUCUUGAGUAUUUUCUGUUUAUGUCUGGCUGCUAAUAGGCAAGUUCUCUAGAGAAGUCUGAAAUCAAACAGGAUUGCAGCACUGGCAAGCAAGCUCGUAACAAACAUCUAGAAAAGAAGCCUUUGGAUUCAGUUUCGUCUGCUUCUUCAUCUAAAGAGUCUCCUCCCGUUCUUGAAGCUGAGCGGUCUUUGUCAGAUGAGCCCGACUCCCAUGCCAUGGAACCAAGAUCAGAAAUGCCAGUUUUGACAUUGUCAUCACCAAAUGUUUUGGAAGGUGCUGCUGCUGCUUCUCCUUUGCAGGGAGAGAGACAGUUAAUGAAGUCAGGUAAGACUUGUGUAUCAUUAGCAUCUUCACCAGAAAUAAGCUCUAGUUACUAGAAACAAAACAGGUGUCUUGUUCCUUGGCCCUUGAUUCCUAUUUCCUGAUUCUAGUCCCAAUUAACUUUAUACUAUACUGUACUGUACUAUACUAUACUAUACUAUACUAUACCAUACCAUACCAUACUGAAAUGUUUAAACGUUUCUUUGAUUGUCCUUGAAUCUUGCCACCAUACUUGCUAUCCUCUCCUGCCACACACUUUGAGAACCACACACAAUAUGCCAUUGCUCUUUGGUCUGGACCUGAAGCUUUUGGCGCUGUCUCUCCCAAGGAUGGGGGUGGGGGAUAAUACAUGAUACUGAAGUUUUUGUUCCCCGUGAGAUCUAAAUAGCAAAAAGGAGGAUUUUUUUAUUAUUAAAUAAAUAAACUACAGGUCUUUAGGCUUCCAAGCUCCUGAUGUCUUAGAUCUCAAAGUGGCUUAUUACACUAAAAAUAUACAAAGCCAAGACAAAACCGCAAAAUUUUAAAGCUCAAAACUUAAAAUUUUAAGCCACAAGAAUUUUCAACCUCAGAAAAUUACCGUAUUUUCCGCCCUAUAGGACACACUUUUUCCCCUCCAAAAAUGAAGGGGAAAUGUGUGUGCGUCCUAUGGGGCGAAUGCAGGCUUUCGCUGAAACCUGGAGAGCGAGAGGGUUCUCGCUCUCCAGGUUUCAGGAAGCUAUCCGCAAGCCUUGCGAGCGGCAGCCUGCAGCCCGAAGCACGGGGCACGCUCCGGAGCGCACCCCGGGCUUCGGGCAGAUAUCGGGCAGCCCCACAAGCUCUGGGGACAGCGGGGAGGCGGAGCGCCGCCAUCCCGCUAUUCCCCGACCUGGUUUGGAGGCUGGCGCUGGGGAGAAGCUUGCUUCUCCCCAUCGCCAGCCCCACAAGCUCGGGGGACAGCGGGGAGGCGCAGCGCCGCCAUCCCGCUGUUCCCUGAACUGGUUUGGAGGCUGCCAGCCCCACAAGCUCGGGGGACAGAUAUCCGCAAGCCUGGGGAGACCAGGGCGACUUCCCGCCGGGCUCCGUAGGCUUGCGGAUAGCAGCCUGUUCUGGGGGCUGGGGUCGGGGGAAGCUCGGGCAUCCCCCUCCCCAGCCCCGUGCCUGGGGGGGAAAUAAAUUUUUUCCCCUUUAUUUCCCCCCAAAAAAACUAGGUGCGUCCUGUGGGCCGGUGCACCCUAUGGGGCGAAAAAUACGGUAAAACGAGUUAGCUAUAGUUGGGGCUUGCUGGGUUUUACAUCCUUCUUAAAUUGUGGUGCCCGGAAUUGGACACAGUAUUCCAGGUGUGGUCUGACCAAGACAGAAUAGAGUGGUACUAUUACUUCCCUUGACCCGGACACUAUACUUCUGUUGAUGCAGCCUAUAAUAGCAUUAGGGGUUUUUUUGCUGCUGCAUCACACUGUUGACUCAUGUAAAGCUUGUGAUCCACCAAGACCCCUAUAUUCUUUUCACAUGUACUGCUAGUAAGCCAGGUGUCCUCCAUCCUAUAUUUGUGCAUCAGUUCUUCUUGCAGAACCUUACAUUUGUCCCUACUGAAAAUCAUUUUGUUAGCUUGUGAACAGUUCUCUGAUCUGUUAAGGUAAUUUUGAAUUCUGAUUCUGUCUUCUGUGGCAUUAGCUACCCCUCCCAGUUUUGCUAUUUCUUGGUUUGGGGCAGAUGAGGUACAACAAACAGUACUGGUGUUAUUAUACUGAUUCUUACUUGGUGCUGAUAAAACUAGUUUGUUUCUAGUGAGGAAAAUUCAUUUUUAUUGUAGGGAGUUUUGAGAGUAAGCGCCAGAGGAAACCAACAAAAAAGCUCUUGGAAUCCAAUGAUUUGGAUACUGCAUUCAUACCAAAGAGAGAGUGGACUUCCAUAAAGAAGGUAAGUUCCUUCCUUCUGCUUCAAAUGUUACCAAAGAUCUGCUAUGCUCCUGAAUGUAAAAUUAUUUCAUCUGCAGAGUUUUUGAUCGGCCUUCAUUUGGUUAAGGGUACCUAAUAGAAGCACUCAGUAAAAAACAGUAGUGAUAAUCAGAGCUUAGCCUAUAAAGUUCUUGUUGCACUUUCUUUUCAAAAAGCUGUCAUUGUCCAAACUAAGAGAACAUUAGGCCCAUAAGCCUUUGAAUCUAUGGCUCUUUUACAAUGACCAGAGUCAUGCUGUCAAACAUAUGCACAUAUCUCAUUAUUUUCAGUUGGAAGUCUGUAGGAGUUCUUUUCACUAGAGAGUGCACUCUUUCAACAAAUUGAUAGUGGAUUGGCUGGCUGUGAAGAGAAGAAAUUCUCUGAUGUACAAAAUAUCUCUCUGUGUGAGCACGCAUGUGUUUUAAAGUAACGUAAGCACCUGCUGGAACUCCAAACCAGGACUCUUCUCCAAAGACUCUUCCUGUGCUAGAGAUCAGGCCUUUUCUAUAGGAAGUUAUGGUUUUGAACCCCUUUGCUAAAAUGUAUCCAAACAGAGUCCUUAGAAGAUUUUUUAAUUUACAGUUGUACCUUGGAAGUCGACUGGAAUCCGUUCAACUUCCAAAAUAUUCGAAAACCAAACCACAGUUUUUGAUUGGCUGUAGGAAGCUCCUGCAGCCAAUCAGAAGCCGCAGAAGCCCCUUUGGAUGUUCGCAUUCCAAAAGAAUGUUUGCAAACUGGAACAAUCACUUCCGGGUUUGCGGUGUUUGUAAUUCAGGACUUAAUUUCAGUUUGUUCUGUAAAACCUGUUGUGAUAUGGACAACAAUAGAAUGUUUAUUCUACAUUUUAUGAAAAUUGAAUUCAACUUGCUUUUCUUUUUGUAAAACAGUUAAAACAACCACAUCCAAUAUGAAAAUGCAAUAAUCAUUUGUUUAUGUAUUGAAGCAUUUAUGUCCUAUCUUUCUGUCAGGGCAGCUCACAAUAACAAAAGUUAAUCCAUCUGUUGAUAAAAAUUAAACAGUAACUAUUAAACAAUAAAACCAGCCACACACACACAAAAGAAGAAUUUUGCAGCAGAGCAGACAUUAAGAGCAAAACCCGUUUGUUAAAGGAAAAAGCCAAAUUUUGACUGCAAAAAAUCACAGAAGUGUUGAUUUGGAAGAAACUCCAACAGUUGCCUAGUCCAAAUGCUUGCAACACAGGAAUCAUGGCUAAAGAAUCCCUGACAGAUUGCCAUUCAACCUUUGUUUUAAAAUCCUCCAAUGCUUGUCUGCAUGCAAGAAGCAAAGAAUGAUGUACUCAGCAAUCUGUGGGGCCUCAGGUGUUGAGAAAAACUCCUGAAAAGGCUGAUAUUAAAAUAGGUGGUCCUUGGUAUAUUCCGGGCCAUAUGCCUGUGGUUUCAAUUUAUUUUCUUUUGCUGCUGCCUUCAUGAUAAUUCAUUAAAUAUAUGAUUAUAUUGCUGUAAGCUGCCUUGUGAAUUGUAAAAAUACAAAAGAAGGGUCUAAAUAUUUUGAACUGUGAAAAUAGUAUAAUAUGCUGCAUUUAGUGGAGGCCCCUUUAGAUUUGUUAGUGUCUUACUGUUUUUGUGAAAGUUACGAUUUUUCUUCUGCUUCAGCUGUGCAGAAAGAUUAUUCAACAAUUAUAACUAAGUAAAUAUGAUUCUUCCUACUUCUUGCUACUCAGAGGUUCAGACACUGGGCAAUUGCCUCCCCAUCCUUCUGAUUAUGGAAAUUUGAGAUGCUUCUUGUUGUUGUUGUUUGUCAAUAUGUUGAAGGUAGAAUUGCCAUUGAUAUGUGGCCAAGGAAACACAUCUUGUUGUAGGCGUGCGAAUUUGCUUGGUAAAUUGUCCCUGUUGCUUGUUCGCAGUGUUCUGAGGCUGGUCCUUUGGAUACUGAAAUGUCUGAGUUGUACUCCACAUCUCAGCUUCUGGACGCUGGUGAAGGUAGGUGGUGCUCCUGUUCUGUAGCAUGAAGCUGGCAGUUUCCUGUGAGUGAACAUUAAUAAUAAGCUAAGCAAGAUUCUUCCGUCAGGUUACAUAAUCAUCAGCCCAUUGCAAUAUAAGCAGAUAUUUCCACAUAGAGACCAAGUCAUAAAUGAACUGGGUCCAGAUCAAAAAGAAGGAAUUGCAUCUUUGUCUAAUAAUAAUAAUGGUAAUAAUAAUAAUAAUAAUAAUAAUAAUAAUAAUAAUAAUAAUAUAUUAUUUAUACCCUGCCCAUCUGGCUGGGUUUCCCCAGCCACUCUGGGCGGCUUCCAACCAAAUAUUAAAAACAAUACAGCAUCAAACAUUAAAAACUUCCCUAAACAGUUGUCUUUUAAAAGUAAAAUAGUUGCUUAUUGUCUUGACAUCUGCUGGGAGGGCAUUCCACAGGGCAGGCGCCACUACCAAGAAGGCCCUCUGUCUGCUUCCCUGUAACCUCACUUCUCACAGUGAAGGAACCACCAGAAGGCCAUCGGCGCUGGACCUCAGUGUCUGGGCUGGACGAUGGCGGUGGAGACACUCCUUCAGGUAUACAGGACCGAGGCCGCUUAGGGCUUUAUUAGUCAGAGUCAAUUUAAAAAGGAAAACAUACUGGAAUUUGUGGCAGCAGUGAGUGUAGUGAUGGAAUCAGGAGCACUCCAAAGAUGAAAAAGGUGUGUGGGGUGGAUCUGGCCAGAAAUCUGUUCAGACAACAGCGGAGUGAUAAGAAACAACGUGAGACUCAAAGGUGUCCUUCGGCUUGCCUUUCUGAAUUUUCAGUGCUCACCAACCACAUUUUUCUUCAUGAUCAUGAGGAUGAGAAACUAGCUGUUAACCAAGGUGGCUUCUUAGACGCCAGUAACUCUGCUGUAUGGUGUUCAAAGGGAUACCUGGAACCACCCUGUUUAUCAACUUGCUGGUACUUUCUUCCAACUUGUGGCAUUUGGGUAAUAUGGAACAAGGGUGACUUUGUCUUAUUUUUGUGAAAAUAUACUCAACAACACAAUAUGAAUUUUCAUUCUAAACUGUGUAGUCCUCAGGGGUUUGCAGACAUUUAUCUGGAAUUGAAUUACGGGUUAAGAAUGGGUAUGGUGUGUCCUACUCAUCAGUGCUGAAUUUUGCCUUUAAAAUUUGAGGGCCAUAGUUGUCAGAAUUACCUUAGGUGCAGUUAUUUGCUUACAGUCUUGAAACAUCUUCCUUGCUGCAGCUCCUGAAAAGGUUCCAGGCAAACAGAGAAGGCGAAAGCGGCAACGACGUACUUUUGCUUCAGCGCCAUACAAGAAAGAAAAGGGUGAAGAUGUACUGGGAGAAAAUGCAAACUCUGAGGUACUUCUGGGCUUUGGAUUCUGUAAAAGGAUACAUGUAUGACGUCUUUUUGAAGUAGCAUUAUAUUUUUAAAAAUGCAUAAAACUAUUGACUGUGUUGCAAAAGAAGGUAUAAAAGACUUAGCAGCAAACAAAGGCCGGACUUCACAAGAGUAUUGUGUAUAAACUAGUAGCUCAUGUUUAAAAGAUUUGCGUUAACCUAAGUAUUCAUACACACAUACAUUUCUGUGCCACUAAACCAAGAAAAAUGUAUUCAUUUUGAAUUAUACAUACAAACAACAAUUCAAGGAACUUGUUCUCACAAUGUGUAUAAGGCCUGGAAAAACUCGCCGCAGCUACAAGCUGAAUGUCACACCAACUGCCCUGAAACCCUUCAAAAAAACCCCUCCCCUAUUCAGAAAGUGGUGUAUAUAAAAUCAAAAGUAAAAACAUAAAAAGGCAAAGUUCAGAAGCACAUAAAACCAGGUUUUAGGGAUAUUGUUGUGAUACUUACAUGGUUGGGAGUCAGUUUUAGAUUACAGUAUACUGAAAUUCACUGGACAAUCGGCUUUAACAUUUGAAACAGUAUAUUCUAAAGCAUGUUUCUGUCAUAGGCUUCCAAUUUUACAAUACUAUAUUUCCAUGCACAUACAGGAUGUGGAAAUGAAAGCUACACGUUUUGUAUUUCACAUACUGUGUUCUUUCCACAAGACCUAGUAUGAAAUUGCUUUUCUGCUCUGUGACACUUUCAUGGAAUAGAAAUAUAUGCUCUUUUUCUCUGAAACCACUAUACUACAGUCUUCUUGAACAUCCACCAGUUGUUUGAAAGUAUACGCCCACAACUUUUUCUUGGUUUAGCACUGACAGGAGGGUUUCUGUACAUCAAGGUUUUAUAUAUUUAUUUAGUGGUUACAUUUAUAACCCAUCCUUUUCUCACAGUGACCAACGUGUUCAUAUGAGCAGAAGAGUUGCACCUGCUUCUCUUAACACAGUCAUUUGCAAUUGUCCAUUUGCAUCUCAUUAUAUAGUCUACACUGUUUGCUGAAGACACACUUCUGUACCCUGCCCUUUGACAGCUGAACAUUUGUGUGAUAUUUGUGAGACCAUCCCUAUUAUUCUUUGGUUUGUUUUGAGUUGCUUUAUUUGAUUUUGAUAUUGUAUGAUUUUAUGCUUGCAACCUGUCAUGGGAUCUUGUGAAGGGAGGGGGGGUAUGAAAUCUAAUAAAUCAAUAGCAUUGUGUCAGAUACUGAGGUUGCGCCCUGGAGACAGUGUGGUGUAGUGGUUAGCGUGUUGGAGCAAGACCUGGGAGACGGGGGUUCUAGUCCCCACCCAUGAAGCUCACUGGGUGACUUUGGACAAGUCGCUGUCUCUCAAAUCUACCCAACCUCUCAGGGUUGCUGUGAGGAUUAAAUGGAGAUGGGGAAAACCAUGUAUUGCUCUUGAGCAACUUGGAGGAAAGGCAGGAUAUAAAUGUAAUGAAUAAAUAAUGGUUGUGGAGAUUCCCAACAAAGGUGUUUAGGAAGGAUACUGCCACAGGGCAGCAAAAUAGUCAUAGUCAUGUGUUUUGUUAAAGUUCAGAAUGUUUCUUUCCCUCAGUGAAACCUUAAAAGUGGAGAAGUGUGAGGAGAGUUAGCGCCACAGCAUGAGGCACCUUCUGCAGGCAGAGUGAUUAGGGCUAGAGGCGUUGCAUGCAGCUCAGCAAGCAGGUUGGCAGAACACCCCUAUGUAUUGUACCCAAACUAUAAGAGCAGCCCAGAGGAGGGGGUAAAUGAAAGGGAGAAUCUGACUGAUCACAGUCUUUCCUUUUUUUUAAAGGGAGAUAGGACUAAUCAUGGAACAGCUGGAAGCCCCAAGGAGACUAUUGAGGAAGGGUCUGAAAAUGACCAUGGAGUGCCUUCAUCCAAACGGAUGCAGGGGGAGCGAGGAGGAGGAGCUGCUCUCAAGGAGAACGUGUGUCAGGUAAAAGUCUGAAGUGCUUUGCUUGAAUGCUGGUAAUUGUGAAAAUGACUUGAAGCAGCCAGACUACUUGGGGACAGGCCAUGUUAGUAGGAACCAGAUCUUUGCAGAGCUUGCAUCCAAUGCUUUUUUAAACUCUUGAGGUUGUUUUUUUUUAAUUUUGACAUGAGGGCUUUCUGUCUACAACCCUUAUUUUGUGUGCAGUCCCAGAACCAUUUUGGGUAGACAGGAAGUGUGGGGGGUACAGGAUUGCAAAAGUGUGCUUAAAGUGUGCCUUGUAAGGAGCUUCUGAAGUAGUGUAAAUCACUCGAAGUACUAAUGUUUGAGCCAAACAAUUGGACCACAGCAGCUGUUGCUGAAAAGUACUUCUGAAAAUGUGUUAGCUGUGGUUUAGUAGGUACGCAUAAACUAGGAUUCCCUCCUCCCACCUCUAUACAUUUCAGCCCUUGACCAUGCAUUGUUUAAUUCCUUUGCAGAUCUGUGAAAAGCCAGGUGAAUUGUUGCUCUGUGAAGCCCAGUGCUGUGGAGCUUUCCACCUGCAGUGCCUCGGGCUCUCAGAAAUGCCGAAGGGCAAGUUUAUCUGCACUGAGUGUUCCACAGGUAUGAAACUGUACUCACUGAUGGUGUGGCGAGCUCUCGGGUUGCUUUCAAAUGUUGGAGCUUGUUGAAAACAAAUGGCUUUGCAGCAUGGAGCAGAAUGGCUCUGCUGUCUACCAGGCUGGAGCAAUCCUGGUUUUGUAUGUUCUUGCCUCCAGCCAUGGUGACUGCUUGUAACCCCCCCCCCCCCCGCUGCUGUUCAGGACUCUUGCACCUUCUGUUCUUUGACUGUGUUUCUUCUACUUUGCUGCCCUCUCCUAUUAGGGGUCCACACGUGUUUUGUAUGCAAGAACAGUGGAGAAAACGUCAAGCGGUGCUUGCUUCCCUUAUGUGGGAAGUACUAUCAUGAAGAGUGCAUACAGAAGUACCCUCCCACAGUCAUGCAGAACAAGGGCUUUCGCUGCUCACUGCACAUCUGCAUGACUUGCCAUGCAGCCAACCCAGCAAAUGUCUCCGCAUCUAAAGGUACAGUAACCUUUUCUUGUGCCCAGAAUGGAAGUGCAUUUCUACAUUCAUUUUAACUGUGUUUACAAUUCAUUGGUGUGUCCCCCCCCCCCUGUUCUUGGAUAUUUUAAAGGUGGGGUUGGUGUCUAAAACUUGAAUCUUAAAAAAUGAUUUUUUUCCAGAUUUUAUUAAGAAAAUGUAAUUCCAAUAUAUUUCUCUGCUAGGUCGCUUGAUGCGCUGUGUCCGAUGUCCUGUUGCAUACCACUCGAAUGAUUUCUGCCUCGCUGCUGGGACUGUGAUCCUUGCUUCCAACAGCAUGAUUUGCCCAAAUCAUUUUAGCCCUCGAAGGGGCUGCAGAAACCAUGAGCAUGUAAAUGUCAGCUGGUGCUUUGUUUGUUCAGAAGGUAAGACGCUUUGUGCUGGGCCUGGUACGUUAUGAGUGUUGCCAUGUUUUGAAUGAGUACAAGCAUAGGAGGAUGUUGUUGAGGAAGUGAGGGGGCAGCCUAAUCUAUCAGCUCUUUACCACAACAUAAUACAAAUGAUCACGAUGCUGUCCUUUGUCUAAGUGAAACAUAUUGCCGGACUGAGGUAUACAGUCAGGAUCAUCUCUGGGCGUCCCUGCUUUGGACUUAAGGGAGAGGGAAGCAGCCAAAAGAAGGCAAUGGGCCUUCCAUAGAAUGCAGUACAGUGGUACUUCGGGUUAAGAACUUAAUUUGUUCUGGAGGUCUGUUCUUAACCUGAAACUGUUCUUAACCUGAGGUACUACUUUAGCUAAUGGGGCCUCCCGCUGCUGCCACACUGCCACCACGUGAUUUCUGUUCUCAUCCUGAGGCAAGGUUCUUAACCCAAGGUACUAUUUCUGGGUUAGCGGAGUCUGCAAUCUGAAGUGUCUGUAACCCGAGGUACCACUGUAUCUAAAGGCAGUGGUUAUGUUAGUGGGAUGGGCCACAGUCAUAAAGCCACUAAAACAAAAUGUAAUAUAUAUGUUUGCUAAGCUUGCUGACAUAGCAGGGACAGCAAAUGAGACUGAAUAUGGGGCUGAAGCCCUUCUUCCAUAGAGCUUAGGGCCGUAUACAUGAUUGACUUCCCCCUUUUCACCAUCCCCCUUUCUGUGAGCGAAGACUGGCCUAACUGCCUCCUUGUCAUAUAUAACACCUCAGACGAAGUAGUGGAAAAAAGUAAAUGUUGUGGCAAGUAGAUACAAUUGGGUUUAGCACUGACAUAUUGUACUGGCUUUGACACAGUUGAGACCUUUACAAUAAAAUUGAUACCUGGGGGGGGGGGUGAAAUUAACCUUAUUCUGGAGACCAGCACAACCCUCUUUUGACCCAUUUUCCAUUUAAAGAACUGAAGUGGGAUUUGAGGUGUGGAUAGGAUGAACUCCCCUUUUAAUGUGAUGCUGUUCAUGGGUGUUCCUGUGGUUCUGUCCCUGACAUACCUGCCUUUCUUUCUCACAGGUGGAAGCCUUCUGUGCUGUGAAUCCUGCCCUGCCGCAUUCCACAGGGAGUGUCUGAACAUUGACAUGCCAGAGGGGAGCUGGUACUGUAACGACUGCAAAGCUGGCAAGAAGCCACACUACAAGGAGGUGGUCUGGGUUAAAGUGGGACGUUACAGGUGAGAGUGAAAGAAGGCAAAUUCUGUUAUAUUUAAAAGAUUUCAGUUGUCUCUUGUGAAAACUUGUUGCUACUGCUCAUUUUUGUUUUGCUAAUGUUAUUAAUACAGUGGUACCUCAGGUUAAGAACUUAAUUCGUUCUGGAGGUCUGUUCUUAACCUGAAACUGUUCUUAACCUGAGGUACAACUUUAGCUAAUGGGGCCUCCUGCUGCUGCCACAUGAUUUCUGUUCUCAUCCUGAAACAAAGUUCUUAACCUGAGGUACUAUUUAUGGGUUAGAGGAGUCUGUAACCUGAAGCAUCUGUAACCCAAGGUACCACUGUAUUCACAAUGUCAGGAGGGGACCGCUCCUCACCUUUAUGUGUAUUCUAACCAGCAUGGCUGCUGCUGCCCUUACAGUUGUUUCCACAAUGUUAAUAGAAUACGCAAAGUCUUCUACUAAUGUGGGUUCCUGUUAUGCCAUGGUUAGGUUAGCAAACGCGCAUGCACGCAUGCGCACACACACAAAUUAUUCAUCUCCAAAGGAGUGGAUCUAGGAAACAGACAUUCCAGAAAUUUAUCCAUGGGCUCAUCUGUUUUUCUUGCCUUUGUUCAUUUCCAGGUGGUGGCCAGCUGAGAUUUGCCACCCUAGGACCAUCCCUGUCAACAUCCAGAAAAUGAAGCAUGUCAUCGGUGAAUUUCCUGUGCUUUUUUUCGGAUCAAAUGAUUACCUUUGGACCCACCAAGCUCGAGUAUUUCCCUAUAUGGAAGGAGAUGUGAGCAGCAAGGACAAGAUGGCAAAGGGAGUUGAUGGCAUUUACAAGAAGGGUAACCCAUUUUCUUUUACUCUAAUGUAACCAUGAAAGUUAGCAAUUCAGAAAUAGCCCUGGCUAGAAUUAUAGAGCAACUUUGGUUUGUCAUGAUGUCUGAAUUGAGGAACAGUGGUUUGUGAGUGGCCGGCACACCAGAAUUGGAAACUGUGGUUUGAAAUAGGUUUGCAAACCAUAGUUUCUGCUAAGCAAACAAACUAUAGUUAUAACUAUUGCUUUGCCUCCAAAGGCCACUGGGCCUAGACGCAGAAGCACUAAGCAGACAAGUAGUUCUAAACUAUACUUUGUCCAUCCAGAACCUCAAACUGUGGGUGCAUUUGCAUGUCAUGGUAAACAAUGUUUAAUUCUUUACCAUGCGUGUGCAGCUUGCUCCCCAUUUCCCCCCUUCUGCUAGUGAGCAGGAGCAACAAACCACAACUCUUGGCGUACAUGGUUGAAACAUAACACUAAAUCAGGGAUUAUAGUUUGUUGUUCCACUUGCUACUGGAUGGAAUAAAGUGGGAGCAAUUUCCAUAUUCCUGGUGAACUAUUAGCUGUGCUUUACUGUGACAUACAAAUUCAGCUAAAGUGUGUUGAGAGGUCGGAACUGAGUCCCUGUUGUUGUUGUUUUUAAUCUUUCCUGAAGUGAAAUUUCUUGAUGUAAGAACUCAGCAAGGAGUAGAUGGGGAUUGGUGUCUAUCUAGCUUUAAGAUGUAGGGAUAAAACAAAUUAUUUCAAGAAGCUUGAGUUACACAAAACAAUGUCUUUACUUUUUGCAAUCCUGAAACAAAGGCAUGCUAAAGUUUUCUGGCUACUGCCUGGGAGUAUGGAAAUCUCAGUACUGUUCUCAGUUUUGCUACAGACUGUGAAUCCUAGAGGAUCCUCUUUGUGGCUGCUGUUUCCUGUCCCGUCUGUUACUGGUGCCUCACUUCAGCAUAUUUUCAUGUAAGUGCAUAUUUAAAAGCGACUGAAUGUCUGUUCAUAUAUAAUGAGGAAGUUUUCUUAAUUUAGCUCUGCAGGAAGCUGCUGUGAGGUUUGAAGAGCUGAAAACACAGAAGGAACUGAGGCAGCUACAGGAAGACAAAAAGAAUGAUAAGAAGCCUCCUCCUUACAAACAUAUCAAGGUGAGGAUGCAGGACAUGAUAGCAGAUGGUGGGCCUUGUGCACAUGUGUUGCCCCCAGUCCCUUGAAGGUGGUUGGGCUAUGGGACUGUGUGCUCCGUCCUUAGACAUAAUGAAGGCACAAGUCUUAACCAUUGUUAAUGCUGACCAGGACGUGCUCUUAACUAUACACUUCCCUUGCCAAUCUUUUUUUCAUAUCUUGCCACCUGCCACUACACCACAAAAGCUGAAACCUGUACAAUCUGUCCACUGUGAAACAUUUCCUUUAGACUUUAAAGGAAGUACACAAGCUGUUUUUCGUGGUACCACAGAUUUACAUGGCAAGAAUCACCUAACAAGUCACGUCAGUGCAAGCCCUGUGUGAGGAUUUCCACUUGCACAAGGGGACUUUUCCCUCCUCUCCUCCCCCUCCACACCCGCUGAAUUGGGUCUAAGGGGGUUGGGAGAACCCCCAGAAGUGCUGGGGGGAUCAUUCUGUCUGGCAAGGUGCAAUGCUUGUGUUGAUGGGGUGUUCACUGUAGUGCAACAUUGAGUUUUACCUAUGUUUUAAUCCCAGUGUAAACUAUGAGGUCAGCUAUUGGCCACAUGAAAUUCAACUCUUUGCUGACCUGCAGUAAAUCUUUGGUGUAUAAAAUCCUGUUGAAAGGAAGGGAGUCUCCUUGCUGUGUGAACUUGUAUGUUCUUUCUGUCCCACCCUGGGAAAGGAUCACUUCACACUAUUGAACACCAUUACAAUAGCUGAUUAAAGUGGUGCAUUUUCUAUGCUGGUAGAAGAGUUGCAGCUGAAACAAUAAUAAAGAUUAACAAUAUACAUGAAAGUGCAGUAUUGACCCAUUUCAACAAGUAUCUCCGUAGCAAAAGUUGUUUCUGAUUUCCAUGUAUGUAGUCUACAUUUCUGCAUUCCAGUGAUGUACAAUUUAGCUAGGCCAGCCGAUUUACUUGGUGGCUUAUAUCUGUUUUUAAAGGUGAACCGGCCUGUAGGCAAAGUGCAGAUCUUCACUGCAGACUUGUCUGAGAUCCCACGUUGCAACUGCAAGCCGGCUGAUGAAAACCCCUGUGGCCUAGACUCCGAGUGUAUUAAUCGCAUGCUGCUCUAUGAGUGUCACCCUGCUGUCUGCCCUGCUGGGGAACGUUGCCAAAACCAGUGUUUUACCAAAAGGCAGUAUCCUGAAGUGGAAAUAUUCCGCACACUGGCAAGAGGCUGGGGCUUGCAAGCCAAAAGAGACAUUAAAAAGGUAUGUUUGUUUUUUGCUGUCUUAAUUCUUCCCCAAGUUUAGUUUCAACAUCCCACACUUUCUAUAACUGAAUUUAGUUUUCCUUUCUUAAAGCAUAAAAUUUACAAAGACAAGAAAUGAGUCAUUAUUCCUGUCUGAGACAUACAUACACAUGUGGUAGGAGUUUGUUUCCCAUGGUUACCUAAAUAUAUAGUCAGUCUUUGCCUUCCCAUAUAUAAGUUGGGUUCUGUGUUAAUGGAACCUUGAAACAAUCUGAACUAGAUUUAGCAGAAAUCAAUAUAUGUCAGGAUUUCCCCAGAUAACUAGUAUUGCUUACCUCUCUGCUUUUCAUCCUACACCACAAAUUCUUGAGUGCCCAGCUUUUCAUCACACUUCUGCGUUUUACGAAACAGAUGGAAAGGACUGCUCAUUAGUCUGUUUCUAACCCCCACAUUUUCUUACACCAAAACCAUCCUUAAUUAAUACCCAUCUAAGUAAAGGGAUCUUAAACCCCAUAUUUAAACUGAGUGGAUUACUAAACAAAAGUUCUAUCAAGGCGUUGUCUGCAUUUGCAGUUUUUACUGUUGUAAAAAGUAACUACUGUAAAUGCUUGAAUUGCUGAAUUUCAGCUCUCCUAGGCAAACCAUGAGCCCUAAACCUUGGCUUCUUCUUGUGGUUAAUUAUGAUUUAGCUCAGCACAGCAGUAGGAGGGUUAGGGAGGCACUAAGCACUCACAGUUUUCUUUUUUGGAGGCCAUGGGUUGGCAUAGUGUGACAGGCAUACCAGACUACAAAGAGCAGUGGUCUAGGUCAAAAGAAACCAGUUUGUAAUAAAACUGAUAGUUAUGAUGCUCUAGUAUGUUUUAUUAAGGAAUGCAGUUCUGUACCUAAAAUAGAGAUGUUUCCUCCUCAGGCUCGCCUUCCAAAAAGCAGUAAAGAUUUUGGUUUCCGUGAAAAGCUAUGAAUUAGUAACUUUAGUUUUAAUGGGUGUGUGUUUUGUUCAUUUGUUUCCUAUGUGUAUCCCUUCCCAUCCCCAAACCCUCUGAGUUUGGCUGGUCUUGGCUUUGUAUUCAGAGUACUAUUUGUUGUUCUCUCAUCUCUUCCCACUUCCACACUUUCAGGGUGAGUUUGUCAACGAAUAUGUGGGAGAGCUGAUAGAUGAGGAGGAAUGCCGGGCCAGAAUCCGCUAUGCCCAAGAGCAUGAUAUCACCAACUUUUAUAUGCUAACUUUGGACAAGGUGUGUGAAAACAUUCCUGUUUUCUGUAUCUGAAGUAAAAUACUGCUAGUUCAUGUACGUUUGAAACAAUAAAUUAAGAUACUGUGCCUUCUGUUGGCAUUGGUUUUAGAUUGCAAGACCACCUGAUUUGUGUGUGUGUGUGCUUUCUUGGAAAGACAUCUCCCCCAACCCUCAAGUUUCUUAGAGCAUUCCAUAUCUGUAUUGCACUGCUUAUAGCUAAGAAUAAAGUUCUGGCUGUGUUUUGAAAGGCUGAGUUCUUUCCUGUGCUUUUUAGGAUCGAAUAAUUGAUGCUGGACCAAAAGGCAAUUAUGCUCGAUUUAUGAACCAUUGCUGCCAGCCAAAUUGUGAGACACAGAAGUGGUCAGUGAAUGGAGAUACUCGGGUUGGCCUUUUUGCGCUCAUAAAUAUCAAAGCUGGUAAGGAGCCCUAAUGAUUAGUAGCCUUGUUUCUGAUAUUUUGGUGUAUGUAUCAAGAAAUGAAAGUCCGCAGCCUGAGGGCAGGUUUAACUAAUGAGUCCCACUAAUGGAAGUCUGUUCAAGGACUUCUGCUGAUUCAGUGGCACUUCCCUUCUUUUCCCAUCCUCUCACUGAAAUUGGCUUUGUGGUGGGGGGUCAAGAAAACCCCCAGAACUGCAUGUGGGGGGAGCAGAGGGGGGGGUCAUUUUUGUCUCACAAUCUGAAAAGCUUGAGCUGAUGGAACAAUUGCCAUAGCACUAUGUUGGAUUCCUCCCUGAGUGUUUGCAUGUAAAAAGUUGAGAUACUUCUUCACAGUGAGCGACACGUAUCUCUGUGUUCACCAUACAUUACAUAUAACAGAAAGCUUUAAAAAGUAGUGGCUGUCAUAGAAUCAAAGAGUUGGGAGUAGUAUUUUGAAGUCAUUUCCCAACCCUCUGCUCAGUGCAAGAUACAAUACAGCAUCCCUGACAGGUGGCUAUUUGGUGGAAGGUAUGUUCUUCUAUCUGUGUAUUUGUACUAUAUUCACAAUGUAGGAAAUUUCAUCCUGUUUGUUGAAAUUUCAUCCUGCAUGGCCCUCGGGAGGUAAGGUAAUGCAAUUAUACUAAGUCAUAGACCUUUGUUGCAAGCGUGCACUGGAAUUUCAGCACAUGCAAGGGAAAGUAGAAGCAGCAGAUUCUCCUCAGCAUUUACACAUCUUUUUUUGGGGGGGUGGUGGUUGGUUUUUCUUGUUUGUUUUUAAUCUUUCAUUCCAGUUCUAGAACUUCAGGUUUAGCAAAGCCUAUUACAAUCCAAAUGGGUCUCAUUGAUUUCUCUGAUUACCAGGGACUGAGCUGACUUUCAACUACAACCUGGAGUGUUUGGGGAAUGGGAAGACAGUUUGCAAAUGUGGUGCUCCAAACUGCAGUGGUUUCCUUGGAGUAAGACCAAAGGUAUUUCAAACCCUUAUUUAGAUUUCUUCCUUCAGCUGCCCUUUGAAUUGCUUGGGGUUCAUUUUUUACUUAAUUGAAAGGAAUCUUUUUCUCUUCAGUAUACUCCUCUCCAAGUUACUGUGUGAUUGCUAUUGCUGUUGAUAACAAUGACACCCCUUUAAGACCCACUCUGCAUUGCUUAAAUCAGAUGAAAAUGGCGGGGGGGGGGCUGGAAAAAAGCCAACGCCAGGAGAGAUCUGUGCUAAUAACAUUAAUCACUGUAUAGGGAAGUUUUUAAUGUUUGAUGUUUUACUUUGUUGGAUGUUUUAAUUUGUUGGAAGCCACCCAGAGUGACUGAGGCAACACUGUUAGAUGGGCAGCAUAUGAAUAAUACAUUGUUGUUGUUGUUGUUGUUGUUUUCCUGACACAAUGGUCAGGAUGAAUGUAAAACUUCCAAUGUGUCCAAAAUGAAUAUACGUUUGUUAGGAACUUUCAUAGCUGGGGAAACUCUGGAUUUAUUCAUACUAGGAAAACAUAAUCUUAUCAUAUGGCCUAUUUAGAAUUGAACUGUUUACUUACCCCUCAAGAAUUGUGAUUGCAGCUGUUUUCCUUGGGGUCUUUCAUCAAGUCAGCUAAAGAAGUUUAACAGAAAGAGGUAUGAGGACAGGGAUUUGUUCCCUUUGAGCAUUUACUCAGUGGCAUUGUUUUGUCUCCAGAACCAGCCACCUGCCUCUGAAGAGAAGUCCAAGAAGUUCAAGAGGCGGCAUGGGAAGCGCAAAUCCCAAGCAGAGAUUAUGAAGGAGCGUGAGGAUGAAUGUUUCAGCUGCGGGGAUGGAGGGCAGCUGGUUUCCUGUAAGAGGCCAGGCUGCCCAAAGGUGUACCAUGCUGACUGCCUCAAUCUGACCAGGCGUCCUGCAGGUCAGUCACGUAUUCUCACUGUUGUUCAUAGAAACUUAAGUAUAACAGCUGCACCGAUAGCACUAGCCUCGAGCGAGAAAUGAUGCCUCCCAAACUUAGCAGCUGGUGACAAUUCAUAUAAUAAAACCAGGAGCAGAGCCCAGCUGCAUCAGAGCAAAGGCCUAUCUAGUCCAGCAUCUUGCUCUCACAGUGGAAGCCCAGAAGCAGCACCUGCGUGCAACAACACUCUCCUCAUUCAUGUUCCCCAGCAACUGGCAUUCAGAAGCAUACCAUCUCUGAGUGGAGUGCUUGUUUGGUGUGGACAAAAGACCAAAGAAAAGGAAGUUCCACCUUCUCAGUUUGCUAAGUUUGAAAACUUGAUUUAAAUCAUUACUUUUGUUGUUGUUGUUGUUGCUUGAACCAAAACUAACUUGAAACACAGGGGUUAGAACUGAAUGAACAAACCAGCGUGCUGAGUGGGGUUCCUGCAUUUUACAUAACUGCAAAGUAAUUUAUAAUGGCAAAUGGAUGCCUGGUAAACUAGAGCUGUUUUGGAUGAUAUUCCCUUAGCAACCUCCAGGCUUAGUCCAGGCUUGCUUUCUUGUUGACUUCAGCCAUUCGCUGAUCUGACUUUCUCACCUCCUCUUAAGCUGCGCCUUUUUUUUCUGUGCUGCAGGGAAAUGGGAAUGCCCUUGGCACCAGUGUGACGUGUGCAGCAAAGAGGCAGCUUCCUUCUGCGAGAUGUGCCCCAGGUCCUUUUGCAAGCAGCACCGAGAGGGCAUGCUCUUCAUCUCUAAACUGGACGGACGCCUGUCCUGCACAGAACAUGAUCCAUGCGGACCUAACCCUCUAGAGCCAGGAGAGAUUCGUGAGUAUGCGCCUUCCACAGAAUCGGCAGCUGGCUGCCAAAACACUCAGCCAUCAGACGAGCAGCCUGCGGCUACAGGCCCGAAAUCUCAGCCGUCAGAGAGGCUACCUCUGACUGUGGCCCUGAGGCUGCAACCCUCAGAUAAGCCACCUUCCUCUUCAAUGGCUCUGAGGCUAAAGUCCUCAGACAAGCAGCCUUCCUCUGUCGCGCUGAAGCUGCAGUCCUCAGAUAAAGCACCCUCCACCGUGGCACUGAGGCUACAACCAUCAGACAAGCUGCCCUCCACCCUGUCCCUGAGUUUAAAACCCUCAGACAAAUUGCCCUCCACCCUGUCCCUGAGGUUAAAGCCCUCAGACAAAUUAUCCUCAGCCCUUGCCCUUAGGUUGCAGUCGUCAGAUAAGCCGCUCUCUGCCGUGGCGCUCAGGCUACAUCCCUCAGAAAAAUCGCCCUCCACGGUGGCCCUGAGGUUACAGCCCUCUGAAAAACAGGCUUCUGCUGUUGCCCAGAAGUCACAACCGUCAGAAAAGAUAUCCUCCACAGUAGCUCAUGAGUCACAGCUAUCAGACAAGCCGGUCACUGGAGAGGCACCAGGACCUCAGGACAAGCCACCUGCUCCGGAGGCAUUGGGACCUCAGACAACAGACAAAAGCUCCACAGUGAAACCACCAGGAUCCAAGAAGUCAGAACUGUCACCUACUGCAGGCAUACCCAGGUCUCAGAAUUCGGAGGAACCUCCUGUUGCAGAGAUACCAAAGCUCCAGGCGUUGGACAAGCCUGCUGAUCCUGAAUCUCCAAGGCCUCAGCCACUGGACAGGCCCAUUUCUCUUGGCCCAACACCCAAGCCCUCAGGCAAGUCUGUUGCUCCACUGAGCCUACGAUCUCAGCCAGUGGUCAGACCAGUCACCCCCAUAGCCCUGAGGUCUAAACCAUCAGAAAAGCCAGCCACUCCUGUAGCCCCACAGCCACAGCCGCCCAACAGGGUUUCUACCCCUGCAGAUGCUCGGCCCAUGCCAUCAGACAAGCCUUCUACUACCACAGGUCUGAGGCCUCAGCUUCCUUCCCCACUAAGCCUGAGGCCUUUGCUUUCAGAGAAAGCACUGAGGCCUGUUGACCAGAACGCUCAGCCAAAAGAAAGAGGCUCUGUGACCGUGGAGCAGACUCCUCAGCAGAAAGAGCGGACAUCUGUAUCCGAGGAGCAGCCUUGCAGGCCUACAGGGAAAUUUUCGGGCUAUGUUGGGCAAGCAGCCCGCCCUCUAGAGAAUUUUCAAAUACACGAACAGACCCCUUGGCAUAGCGCGAAAGGACUGCAAUCGGUGGAGCAAUCGCUUUGGACAGCUGAGAAACUGCAGUCUCCUGAGCACAGUCUUUGCUCAGGCCAAGAAGCCGCAUCUGCACCUUCCACGGAGCAGCCAUUUUGGCCCACAGAUAGAUUGUGUGCAUUUGAACAACCCCUUUGGCCUGUGAAAGAAGCUCCACUGCCUUCUGGACAGGCAUCGUGGCUGCCCAGAAACAUUCAAACGUUGGAGCAGAUCUCUUGGCUCUCUGGGAAAGCACAGACACCUGUGGGGCAGGACAUUUUGCCUUUGUCUGAACAAAACGUGGUGCUAGUACUGAACCAGGAUUCCCCUGGCCAUGAACCUACUGAGUCUAAACCUUAGUGAAGCCAGUUCGAGGCCAGACGGGUCACAAUUUUUGUUUUGUUUGUUUUUUUAUUGUAUGGGGAAGGGUAUUUUGUUUCUUGGGUUGUUUUUUUUAAAAAAAAAAUCACUUCCCCAGAUCCUUGACCUUCCAACAUCCCACCCAAACUACCCACCUACAUUUACUUAAAUCCAAACGAUGCCCAGCCAAGCAGCAAGAAUGUAGAUGGCCUGUUCCGUCUUCAUUUUGGAAACAAUAAAGCUGAAAUAAAGGAAUCCACUGUGGAUAAUAAUCUCUAAUUCCAUUGAAAUAAUCAAAAUUACUAACCUUGCAUGUCUGAGUGACAGGCGUGCAUUAAUGGUGUGUCUCCUAGAUUUGCUCCUACACCGUUCCAAAGAAGUAGCUUCAUUCCAUCUCACUAGUUGCAAGCCAGCCAUUCUGUACUGGCACCUUACAUUUCCUAAACAAUUCAACUGAUGGAAUCCCGUCACUGGAGAAGCGAAGCGAAGGGACCUGACAGUUUCCUCCCUAGUUUUCAUUUCUCAGCAUUCUGUUUUAGGAGAGUGUUUUGCUUGAGAAUAUGCUGCCAGGGCACAACAAAUACAGGUGCUUUUUGAAGAAACGUUACUUGAAGUUAGCUGAGAAGCCCAGUUCCACUAGGUGGAACUGUCUGCUCCUCUGUGAACAGCUGAAGCUCCUUCACAGACCUUAUAAUUGGAGGUGGGGGGGAAAGAAAUUCAGAGAUACCAUCUGCUAGCAUUCUUAUCCUGGGACUUGGAUCUCUAGCACAGUAAAAUCAGAGCCCCCUCAUAGGCAGAAUUUUGACCACUAAAGGCAACAGCAGGUUAGACAAAUGAGUCAAUCUCUCUUCUGGAUUUUUGUGGUGCAUCAUUGCUGUUACCUAACUUUUUUCAGUCUUUGCAACAAGAAUUAUUAGUGUUUUUGGACAAAUGAAACUAUUUUCCCCCCCUCCACUACAAGCAGUUCGCUUAGGAAUCAUGUUUGCAUUGUUUACAGUAGUCCUAAUUAUUUGGGGUGCAUUCCUCUGGCUAAAGUAUAUCACCUCAGAGGGCGGAACAGAACUAAUAGCCCAUUUGAGAAUAAAUGUUUCCAGGAUAGAAAGCGUGUUUUAUUAAUCUUACCUUGAUUAGUCUCCAGCUUAAAGUAUUUCCCAUCUUACCAAAAAAUACUGAAACAAAAACUUGAAUUUAACUGGGCUACACUGAAGAAUAUCUGCAUGUCAGAAACAGAGGUAGCUGAGGUCAUAGUUCUCACACUGGAACACUAAGGGCUGCAGCAGCUGGCUUAGAUCUCUCUUCCUUUCUUCAUCUCUCUUUCCCAGUCAGUGCAGCGCUUUAUGCCUGGUGCGUAACCAGGCUGGUAUUAUGCAUAACUCUGGUGGAAGCAGUUAUUGUUACCCAACCAGACAUAAAUGCAGCUUGUUAUGGUGCUGGUUAGAUAUUGUUGAUGAACUAUAUUGAGGAUCAGAGAAGUUACUGAUUACUUGGCCCUGAAUAUGUCUAGGUUUCUUCAUAUCUUGGCUGUAGGAGAGGCAGGCAAGCAUACCAUGCCAAUAUUUCACUUGAUGGUUUCAGUUAGACACACUGAUGUCUGGAAGCAGCUUAACAAUCUCUCUCUCUCUCUCUCUCUCUCUCUCUCUCUCUCUCUCCCUCACCCACACACACACACACACACACACACACACACCCACACACCCACCCUUUCCUUCUAACUUUUGCCGCCUCUUCAUGUUCUGUUGGCCUGGAUAGCUGAAGUCGCACAGUCUGUCAUGCUUCAGCUUCAAGCAGCAAAUUUGGCCAGCUCCUAAUUUGCCCUUUUUAGAUUUCCAGGUGUUGUUGUUUUUUUGCACAAAGCAGAAGUUCUGGUUUCUAUGUAAACCCUGAUCCUCUUACUUUGAAGCAUAUAUCAUUGGGGUAUUCAGGUCCUCUGUAGAAUUGCAAUAGUACUACAGUUGAUCCUAUACAGUGGCAGUUCAAAUUCUGACCCAGUACUUUUUUCAAUGCUGGCUUUCCACAAUGAUGGUACCUGCUGGGCACUACAAAACAUUCCCCCCCUGUGCAUCUCAUCCUCUCCCCUGAAUCAUUUCCCUCUCUCUCUCUAAAGCUAGUGACUUUGCAAAGCGUUAUAGCUAAUGGAAUCUUAGUUCUUAACAUUGGUUUUCCUCAAAGACCUGCAGGCUCAGCGGCUGCUUAUUGCUGAAAAUGGGGAAAUGCAAGUACAUUUUGGUUUCUGCGUGACUCCUGCACAAAGGGAAACAGGACAACUCUUCUGAACGAGACAGAAACAAGAAGCCAAGGGCAUUUUACUAAAACCUUUUUUAAAACAAAACGAUCACCUUUUUAAACAAGCAAGCCAAACCAAUCACGAGGUUCAGUAUGUUAAAUAUUUCUCAUGUGUGGAAAAUAAUAAUAAUAAAGCUCUAAAUUUUACAUAUUUAGGCCUUCCCGUGAGCUGGACUUUGUCGUGUAGAUUGUGUGUUUAGGGCUUCCUUUGUGCCAGACCCCACCCCAAGCCAGCUGUACCUGUAACAAGAAAGAUGCCUGCACUGCUUUGUCCAACUCUGUUCUUGCAAUGUCAUGUGUUUUUAACUAGCUAUUUGUUUCAUGGAAAAACAACAACAAUAAACUGUGAAUAUUUUUGGUGGAGGCUGUUUUAAAUCUUUAAAACAGAGAAAAGUCCAUUUUGCAUUAAUUCUCCUGAGUGUAGGUGCUAGGGGUCAAGAAUGCGUGACACGGUAGGGUAUCUGUGCAGCAGCACAUUCAGAAUCUCUAUCUAGGAACUCCUGCUUAAAGUCAGUUGGAUUUUUGCAUGGCAUUUCAGCCCCUGUUGUCUGCUGCCGCCCUGCUUUCUCCUUUUCCCCCAAGAGCCUCUCUGUACAGAUUCAGUUUUGCCGCCGCCUCCCUCCCUGAAGGACUUGUUUUGUAGAAACAAGAAUCUGAUCAAUCAAACUGGGCAUCUGAAGUAGAAAGUGUCACGGAUGUAUGUGUGGAGUGUGUGUACCUGCAUGCCUGUAGCACAACUUUAUACUGAUAGCAUCUCUCCAAGUCUGGAGGCUGGUGUCUGGUUUGUUAUGGUAAGUAAGGAGAAAAUCCCAAGGUGCAGAUUAAGAGAAAUGCUACGCAGGAACCUCACCCAAUCGGCACCUUCAACCCAAAGCAGGGGUGGUUUCCUAUGUGAAAUGGGAAGAGCCAGUCACUCCCAUAAGACACAACAUUCAAUUGGGAAGGGACACUGGCCAAGCAGAAGCCAAGUGCUGUUUGAUUCUGAGGGAUCCAGAAUGCAAACAGACACAGGCUAGGAGAGAGAUUUGACCUGAAUGCUUCCCCUGUUGUGUACCCUUCUACCUAGUGUGAAUCAGCUACCUUUCCAAGAGCUGGGCUGCCAGAAACAAAAUUUGAUCCUGCUUCUUAAAAUGGUCCAGGCAUGUUCUAUUCUGCUGUUGCUUAUGUGGUACUUUGCUAGGGGUGUGAGCAUGGCAAGCGGCUUCUGGUGUGCAAAUCUUACAUACUCCCCAUCAUGUUUCUAUAUUUCAUGCAGAAAAUAAGGUGCUAUAAUGCUUGGGGUCUAGUGGGACAUAGAGCUUUGCACAUUUUGUGCUUGAAAAUCUGUGCCAAGAGGCCAGAUCUGUGGCAAGAAAAGCUUAACUGAAUACUGUGACAUUUGGAUCAUGCAGAAAAACAGAUUUGUGUAUGUUUGCUUAUUUCAUAACUUACUCUGUUUCUGUUAAUCAUGGGAAGGGGCAAAGAACUAGGUAUGACAACAAAUUUUGCCCAGCAACUCUCCUCCACCCAUGAGUAUCUGAAAUUAAACCAGGAAUCCCCCACCCCACCUUUUUUUUUUUACACAAAACAAUUGAAAGAUGAUUCAGAAGCAUCCUGAGCUUCUCAAGUGCCAGAUUCUACACUAGCUCCAUAGUUUCAUGGAAUAAUAGACUAUAGUGGAGUCAGGUAGUUGUACUUGCACCCUUGACUGGCAUUGUUUACAAUGAAGCUAACAAAAUACAAUUUCCACCCCAUUUAUAAAAUAUUCACAGGUAAUUAAAAUUUUGCCACAUGAAAAAUAUGUAGUUGCUGUACAGAAUGGUGAAGAUCAUUCUCCAGAAAUCAGAUGUUCUGUCUCUGUGCUUUUCCCCAUUGGAUGUAUCUCCAAAAGUUAGGGCACCAAGGGGACUGGGAUUAGAUCAACUGCAAGUGCCUAGGUCUGUUAAGAAGAUGUUCAUGUUUAUUUUUGAGCAAUUGGGGUAUUUAUAGCAGCUCAACAGGGUAUACCUCUAUUCAGUGCUUCCCUCUGCCCCUCUCACUUUAAUGUUGCAAGAAUUACUUCCCUUUUCCGACCCCAGGGUCGUGGCCUGAAGAGUGUUCUUUAUGUUAAAAUAUUUGGAAACUCCUCGUCUGUGCAAUUGACUAACAUGCUGCUAAGAGCACCUGUGAUGGGACUUUCCUAGAAUGCAUCACCUUUUGCAUUAUGCUGUGGCUACUAAGGUGGUUAUUUGAUUGGUUUAGGGCAGGGGUGAAGAGCAGAUGUUGAACUCCAAUCCCCUCACCCUGGCCUCACUAGCUCGGGCUGAUAGGAAUUGUAUGCCAGUGUCUAGAGGGGACACAGGAUCCCCACUCCUGGUUUAGGAUGAAUACUUUGGAAUGGAGGAGCUGAGCUGUAGGCUUUUGUAAUAAUAAUAAUAAUAAUGGUGACAACAUUUGGAAUAGAUUUUAAACAUUCUGCAGCCUACGUAAUUGUGCUGAAAUGGAAUAAAGCCUUUCCCCUUUCCGCCAAAUCUGCAUGACUGGUAACAUACAAGAAUUUGUUAACAAAUGCAUUGAGUGUGGUGACAUUUUGCAGUAUUGAUGGAUUCCCUUCCGUGGGAGUCAGAGGGUUAGGGAUGCUGGGAAUGUGAUGAUUUUAACAAGUAUUGGAUUUCAUGUCUGAAAGCAAGAGAUGUCAGAGCACAUUUCUCAAGUACUGACAGAAGGCAGGAAUAGAAGUUAUAUUUUAAAUGGCCACAUUUUUGCCCCCCAUGCUCCCAGACUCUGAUUUUCUGGAAGAUGGGAUCAGUGUACAAAUGACACUUAGUUCCUAUUCUCCCUACUGAGGCAGUGUGGUCUCUUGAAAGUGAAUGCUUGCAAGGGUAUUUGUGCAUAGGAAACCACUUCUCAGCCUACGCAGAGCAUCAUAUUGGAAACAUCUGGAAUUUCACUAACCCUAUUCCCUUGAGUGGGUGCUGAGCAGAUGUGGCAAGGGGCAGCUAAGUGCCAUUCCUUCCAUUUCUCAGCAGCAUCACAGGGCAUAUUCCUUUGCUGUAGCAGCUUAUUUCAGUAAUGUAUGGUGUGGUGCUUUUGAAUUGUUCAGGUCUGUAAUAUGUUGGGAGAGAGAAACUCUUCUCUAAUCGCUUGACAGUCCCAUCCCCCCCAUUUUGUUCCAAAGGGGUUUGGGCAGGGCUAAGACUGGAGAGCUCUCCCCACUCAUUUAGCUGCUGGUACAAAAAUGGAGUAGUGUGUGGUGCUAACGGAGAUGAAAUAUUGCAUUUCUUCAAGCUGUAUUGCUUUGCCCUCAGGCAGUAUACUGCAUGCUGACUCUCCCAGACACUCUGCUGGGAGUUGUGACUGAACAGAGCAAUUGCAGGAGAAGGCCUCUGGGAAAAGUCCUGUUCUGCAAUGACACUCCAGUGCAUAAUUGCAGUAUUUCUGCAUGAAUAAUGGGGAAGGAAUUCUUUUCAGUGCAUCUAUUGUGGUUACCAACAGUCAAGCAUAAUGUCUUUUUACAGAGCUAUCCUAUUCUCAUCUACGUUCUCUACAAAUGGCCGGCAAGGGAAAUGCUUUACAGUAUCUACAUUAGAAGAAGAGGAAGAGUUUUGGCUCGUGGAUUCUUAUUUUUCCUCCCCUGACUCAUUUAACUGUGUGUGUGUAAAAACUAUGACAAUGAAAAACAAAGUUGUCCUACCCAAAUGUUCCCAAAAUAUGUACUGUAAUUCUUUGUAUAUAAAAGAAAGCAAUUACUGUAAAGUAAAGUUUAACUUUGCUCUUGA
Molecule: messenger RNA, 65532 nt
Organism: Podarcis lilfordi (Lilford's wall lizard)
Lineage: Eukaryota; Metazoa; Chordata; Lepidosauria; Squamata; Lacertidae
Source: the annotation of a GenBank genome assembly